AUGCCUCUUGUAGAUAUGAAACUCAUGCCAGAUGGGCAACUGCUAAGCGCUGUAUCUGCGAAGGAGGGCAGAAAACCCACAGCCAGGCAAGACAGCGAUGGCGUCUCCAGCUCUAAGCCUCGGAAGGAAAUCCAAGGGACAAUCUGGCUACUGCUGGUGGAGCUGUGCGAAAAGUUCACUUUCUUUGGCAUCGUCUGCAACAUGAUCCUUUUCUGCACUAUCAAGCUUGGCUAUCCCAACCACCAGGCAGCCACGAUCAAUCUCUGCUUUGUAGGCGCCUGCAUGGUGGCUCCGCUUCUGAUGGGCUGGCUUGCCCAGUGCCUGGUGGGACGGAGCAAACUGGCGUAUAUCUGUGCGUUUCUGCAUUUCGUAGGUAGGUAUCUGGUAGCGCCACUUCCCAGGGAUGGGGAUGAAAUCAGACACAGUUAGCAUUCCAAGGCGAACCUACCCAAUUUGGGCUUUCUGCAAACAAUACGCAAACCGAAACAAGGCCGUUUCUCUAAAUUUGCACAUCUCCGAAUUUUGCAAUUUUGCAAGGCAGUUCUGCAGCUAAUGUCUGCUAAAUGCAUGCGCUUGGGUAUAUUGUGUUUAAAAGAUGUAAGUGGAAAUAACAUGCAACAAUGCGUUGUAUAGGGAGCAUCGCUUUGCAAAGGUAUGUAUAUUAGGGGGAAUUGCAUACAGUCGUGUGUAUUAGAAGACUUAAACUGAAAUGCUGAUGAAUUUUCAUGAGGACUUUUUUUAAAAAAAGACAAUCACUGUUGUGAUUUCCAUUGUUGUAGAACUUAAGAAUGAACUUAAGAAUGGAAAAUAUUCUCCAAUCCCUGCGACUUGAUUGGGGUACUUUAUUUGUUUUCUUUGAUUGCCAUUUAUGCAGAUGAUGGAUUCCCAAACUAUUUUGGGUGGUUCUGGACAAAAACGGCUGUGCAGCAAUAAAGCACCUUCUGCCAUGGAUGUAGCAUGCGCUGCAACUGUGGCUGUGUGCACAGUAUACAUUUAAAGCACAUCUGACGCACAUUUUCUUCCUCAAAGAAUUAUGGGAAUUGUAACUCUGUGGUGUGUGGGUGUGAACGUGUGUGAACUACAGUGCCCAGAAUCCUUUGAGGGAAAGAACGUAUAUCUUAUUGUUGGCAUCCUUCUGUCUUGGGAGGCAAUGGAGGAGUGUGCCUUUGGCUGUAGAGACCGAUAUGGGAGAGACAUGUUUUGUUGCAGCAGAGGCAGAUGAAGGCAUCUGGUUGUGCUACUGCAGAUGCACCAUGACAUUUCUUCUCUCUGCACUGCGUCCAGUGGUCAUUCCUCCUCUGGUCACUGCUGUGGAUACACGACCUGACUGCCUGUCUCCAGGCAUUGCAGUCAUCUGCAAGGGAUUCCCCCACGGCAGGGUUGAUGUCGCGUUUGUAGAUACCUGAACCGGGAAGGGUGGGGUAUAAAUAAAAAUUUAUUAUUAUUAUUAUUACCUUUGUAACGUAGAGUUGGACACGGGUGGUGCUGUGGGUUAAACCACAGAGCCUAGGACUUGUUGAUCAGAAGGUCAGCGGUUCGAAUCCCCGCAAUGGGGUGAGCUCCCGUUGCUCGGUCCUUGCUCCUGCCAACUUAGCAGUUCGAAAGCACGUCAAAGUGCAAGUAGAUAAAUAGGUACCGCUCCAGUGGGAAGGUAAACGACGUUUCCGUGCACUGCUCUGGUUCGCCAAAAGCGGCUUAGUCAUGCUGGCCACAUGACCCGGAAGCUGUACGCCGGCUCCCUCAGCCAAUAAAGCGAGAUGAGCGCCGCAACCCCAGAGUCGGCCACGACUGGACCUAAUGGUCAGGGGUCCCUUUACCUUUACCUUUUAACGUAGAGUUGAUGUGCCAAUAGGGCUGGUGACUGAAACCAGCUCCUUGUAGAGCACAUCCUUGGAGAUCCCUCCAUCUUCCAUUCUGUGGACAAGACCAAGCCAGUGUAGAUGUCGCUGAGACAGGAGUGUGAACUUGCUGGAAAUGUGGGCUUGGAAGAGCACAUAUGCUUUAAAGGUAUAAUAGUGUGUGCACAGCCUGGUAGUCCUUUCGAUGAUGCUGGUGGGGGCAGAAAGAGAAUUGGCAACUCCUUUUGGGUGUUUAACACGGUCUGGUUACACAACUGUCCCCCUAUUUUUAAAAAAAAAUGUCAUAAGGAAUACUUUCAUUUCUUAGUUACCCUUUCAUCCUGCCCUUCUCACACACACCGCCUUUCAUGUUGCAGGUACAGCCCUGCUACCUGUCGUCGCCUUCCCCUUUGAAGAUUUUUUCAUAGAUAAGCACUACGUCCUCCACACCUUGGCUAGAAGAGAGCAGCAGGUCCUCUUUUACGUGGGGCUGUCGGCCACCUGCCUUGGCUCAGGAGGAAUAAGAGCCAUCGUGUGCCCCUUGAGCGUUUACGACCUUGAUGCAUUCAGAGAAAAGGAGCUUCUGUCAUUUUUCAACUGGUCAGUGCUUGCUGCUGUUGCAAUUGGGAGAAGAGUGGUGGGGAAGGGGUGUCGCUUUGAAAGAUCUCGGUAACUGAUGAAAUAUCCUGACUCCAAUGUUGCUGGACUCCAACUCCCAUCAGCCUCAGUCAGCAUGAUCAGGGAGCAGGGAUGAUGGGAGUUGUAGUCCAACCACUUCUGCAGGGACACAGCCCAUGUGUUUUAAAUCCUUAUUCCCUCCAUUGUGCUUGAGGUGUUCCUGUGUGAGACUGCCCCACUGGAAGGCUGCCAGUUUUAAAAUCUCCACCGAACAAUUGUUGACAGGGAUAUUGGGUUGGCUGUUGAGCACUGGGGUUUUUUAGUGUUUAGCUUUGCAUCAAGGUUGGCCCUUAUAUGCAACAUCCCUGCUCAGAGGGUCCAUACUUCUCAGUUACCAGAUGCUAAUGGCAAAUGACUGGGGAUGACCAUCCUUUUCAUAUCCUCCUUGUAAGUUCCCAGAGGCACGUGGCCAUCUUGGCUCCACUGUGUACCCAGCAUGCACCAGGUGCAUUCUUGCAUUCCUAGUACAGUGGUACCUCGGUUUACGAACUUAAUCCAUUCCGGAAGUCCAUUCUUAAACAGAAACCGCUCUUAAACCGGGGCGCGCUUUCCCUAAUGAGGCCUCCCGCCGCCGGUGCCCUUCCACCAUUCGGAUUCCAUUCUUAGACCGAGGUAAAGUUCUCAAACUAGGACACUAUUUCUGCUUUUCCGGAGUUUGUAAACCGAAUUGUUCUUAAACAGGACUGUUCUUAAACUGAGGUACUACUGUAUAUUCCCUUCAGCAAACAUUCUGGAAAAUCCAGGGAAUACGUAGUGGCUUACUAGCUUCUCCUAGGUCUCGUCUUGAUCCCAAGGUAGUGUGAGGAGUCCAGAAACAUCUGAAAUGCCACAGUUUCCCCACAAAACAACAACAAACAAACCUGUGGUCAUGUAAAGCAGUUACCACAGCUACUACUAUGCUAUAAGAUCCAUUGUCUUGUAAUAUCACAUAUGUGCUUUAACUACUGAAGAAGCCCAGGAUGGUGAAACAAGGCCAAUAUUCCGGAAAUCCUUGUCUAGACUCUGUGAAAGGAUUUUCUGGAACUGUAACAACCUGUCAUGUGAAUUGUUUGGACUUCAUGAACAGACAGGUGGAAUAGACACCAUUACAUGGAUGGACCUUAUGCAUGAAUUGACUAAAGAAUGAUCUGAUCCACUGGGUCUUCUGCUUUGUUCGUUUGUUGAACUUUAUGAGUUACUUCUGUUGAAAUUUACAAUUUGAUACAAUGAAUAGCAUAUCUUAUUUAUCUAAGAACACAGCCGGUUACAUCUCAUGUGUUUAUUGAGGACAGUUUCCCCACAAGCAACUCGCUCUACUUUCUCAGAGCAGCCUUCUACCAGUGCAACAUCAGAGAACAUGGCAACAUAACAGCUAAUAAUUCCACAGUUCUUGCAAGCCAAAUUAAUUAUCAUUUAAACAAGCAGAUGUUACUGAAAAGGGAUCAUAACAGAGAUGUGUUGGCAUAGAAAGAUGUGGAAGAGUUGACAUGGUUGUAAGUGGUUAGAGUGAGGACAGGGGUGGCGCUGUGGUCUCCUAACCCUACCUGGAGAUGCCAGGGAUUGAAAUUGGGACCUUCUGCUUGCAAGGCAGAUGUUCUUCCACUGAGCUAUAGACCUGCCCCAAGGGAAGGAAGAACCACCUUUGUUCUGGUGCAGCUCUGGGAAGGCGUGCAUGAGGCAAGGCUACCAUUGUUGUGUUAAGCAAGGAUAGGGAUGCGGGUGGCACUGUGGUCUAAACCGCUGAGCCUCUUGGGCUUGCCAAUCAGAAGGUCGGCAGUUUGAAUCCCGGCAAUGGGGUGAGCUCCUGUUGCUCUGUCCCAGCUCCUGCCAACCUAGCAGUUUGAAAGCACACCAGUGCAAGUAGAUAGAUAGUUACCACUGCGGCAGGAAGGUAAACAGUGUUUCUGUGUGCUCUGGUUUCCAUCACGGUGUCCCGUUGCACCAGUAGCAGUUUAAUCAUGCUGGCCACAUGACCCAGAAAGCUGUCUGUGGACAAACGCCGGUUCUUUCAGCCUGAAAGCGAGAUGGGUGCCGCAACCCCAUAGUCGCCUUUGACUGGACUUAACCGUCUGGGGGUCCUUUACCUUCACCUUUCUUUUUACUAAGAGCUGGACUAAGAGUAGUUUCAAAUCUUCCUCUCAGCCAUUAAGCUCAGUCAUAUCUUCCCAUCUAACCUACCUCACAGGGCUGUUGUGAGGGUAAAGUGAGAUGGGAGUUGGAAAACCACAUACAUCAUCUUCAGCUCCUUAGAGAAAAGCUGGGACAUAAAUGUAAGAAAUAAUUUCAUAGAUAUGAAUGAUCGCAUUGUCGAACACCAGCCAACCUCUUUCUGGGUUAAUAAAUAGUACAGGGAGCCUAGCCGCAAUGACUUACAAACUUUGAAUAGCUCCAUAUAGAUUUCCUGCAGAGGUCAUAAUAAAUGCCUAUUUCUCUGCAUGGCUCUCAUCUGCAUUGAUAUGAAACACAUACAUUUUAGUUACCUCUGAUUAAAAUACUUUCCCAAAGGCGUUACCGUCUGCAUCCCAUUUUUUAAAAACAACAGCAGAGAGCCUUGUGGCACCACGAAGGCUCACAAAUUUAUUAUAACAAAGAGACCAAGUCACAGGAACCCAAUUACAAAGCAUAUUAUUUUUGUAACUGGGUCCCCGAGACUUGGGCUUUCUGUUAUUUUCAUUUGGGGACCCCCUCUUUUGUUUUCUUGUAACAAAUUUAUCCUAACAUAAGUUUCACAGCAGUUUCACAGCUGAGUUCAUCAACACAUACACACACGGCUGGGAGGAAGGAACUGUAAGCAGUGGAGUCAGAGCGAAAUAAAAUUCAGAAAAGUACAUAUACUGAUAAUUGCAUGAUUGAACUAUGGCCAUUCACAAAACAGUUGUUGGCCACACAGGUGUCCUGGCAUUGGCAAGUCAAUUGAUAUCUAUAGGGUAAUGAAAAUUGCUUAUCUCUAUUCACUAAUACCACUGAACUUUUUAAUAUUGAUAAUUUAAUUAUCAGUAGAAAUAUAUUGGCUUUCUUCCAUUGUCGGACAGUUUUCUAAGUAUAUUUUCAGUGCUUCCAUAAACACCCCCUCCUCCCCAAUUAUAUUGAUAUCUCCGUCACUGGAUUAAAUCCAAACAUUCUUAAAUAUUGCAGCUUUGCAGAAGGUAGCAAGAUGGUUUGGUUCCUCUGAGGAAAUUCCUUCUCCUUGACCUACCCGAAGGAGAGAAUAAGGAAGCAAAAAAAAAAAAAUCUUCCCUUUUGAAAUAAAUAAAUAAAAUUCCAGGUUUUAAUCCUUAAUUAGCAACAUCAUUUUGAUUAAAUAAGACUCUGGAGAAUUAAGUCUGAAGACCAAUCUGAGCGAUAGCUCAAGAGAAUUUAUUGUACUGCAGUCCUAGUAAUUCAGAGGAGCCUUUUUCUCUCUCCUUUUUUCUUUUUUGUUUAAUCAAAGUGACACUUUCUGGUGUUGAUUACAAAGGGAAAGAUUAAUGCAUAUAAAAUGUACCCUUGGGGUAAACCGAGUGGGGCGGCGCUUGGGGCUUUUGCUGGGCAAAGGAAGGCAGGUAAUAAAAAGCUAAUUUCUCCGGCACUGUGUGGUUUGAAGAAAGGACACAUGGCUCCGAUCUUAAAUCUAGCAUAAUGAAGUUUAGUCUUUGGCCUCUUCAUUGUAAGUGCACGUAAUUAUAGCUCAGGCCUUCUUUUUACUUGAUAGCCGGUCAUAAGGAUGUGUCUAAUUUAGCUAUAUGCUUUGAGAAGAUAAUUCACUGGCAAUGCAGGCCUUUACGUUGACCAUCAAUUCUGCAUCCAGAGUGUUGUCUGCCUUUACGAUCACCAAGUCAAGGAGAAAGGAGGCGAUGAGCAUCCACACCGCAGUUUGUUCCAUUUUCCCAACGCCUCUCUAACUGUUAAUUUCUGCAUUGUGUUUGAGCCAAAAGCCACUUUCAGAAAACUAUGGGGGUGUAAAUGCGCCUUUAGAGCUCAUUUCUGUGUUACCUGAUUCCAGAAAAAUCCAUUGGCUGCUCUCUUAACCCAGAAAACUGCAGGGGUAAAGUGGUGAAAUUUCGGGUGGUAGAUUGGCAUGCAGUUCUUUCCUUCUGUUUUCAUGGGGUAGUAGUAGCAUUAUCCAAUGAUAUUUGCUGUUGUGCCACACCGUGCUCACUGAUGCAAUUGAAAUGGAGCACAACAUGCUGGUAUAGGAAACUCCCCAUUUACACAGGGGUUACGUUCCGAGGCACCGUGCAUUUAUGUGAAAUUUCAUAUACAGUGGUACCUCAGGUUACAUAUGCUUCAGGUUACAGACGCUUCAGGUUACAGACUCCGCUAACCCAGAAAUAGUACCUCGGGUUAAGAACUUUACCUCAGGAUUAGAACAGAAACCGCACGGCGGCAGCGGGAAGCUCCAUUAGCUAAAGUGGUGCUUCACGUUAAGAACAGACCUCUGGAACGAAUUAAGUACUUUACCCGAGGUACCACUAUAUUUAAAACACCAUUGGAAAAGCCUGAAACACUCUAAACCUCUGGAAACCUUGGAAACCCCUUUUAAAAACCAGCAGCACUUCCCAAACACCAAACUCUAUCAUAAUCGCUCCCUCCAAAUCUCCUUGCUCAAACUCCAACUCUCCACAGGCCUCAAUGGUCGGUGCAAGGGAUCCUGAGAUUGCACUUGCAAAGGCUCGUGCAAUUACUAGGUGCUGUUUUCAUGCUUUUUUGCCCUUUCUGGACUCUUUUGGGGCUGUUUUUGCCAUUUUUUAAGUCACUUCUGGGUUUGAUGCGAUGCACAGGUGCGCGGUCAUGCGUCAAUUGGGCGCAUGUCAAUUGGUCAUUGCCUGUAUAUCAGUCAAAACCCCACAGUUCCAUAGCACAAAAUGUGCUGCAAUGUGAAAGCAACGUUAGAAAACAGGACAGAAGCACAAGCCUUACAGUGGUACCUUGGGUUAAGAACUUAAUUCGUUCUGGAGGUCCGUUCUUAACCUGAAACUGUUCUUAACCUGAGGUACCACUUUAGCUAAUGGGGCCUCCCACUGCCGCCACGCCGCCAGAGCACGAUUUCUGUUCUCAUCCUGAAGCAAAGUUCUUAACCCGAGGUACUAUUUCUGGGUUAGCGGAGUCUGUAACCUGAAGUGUCUGUAACCUGAAGCAUCUGUAACCUGAGGUACCACUGUAUAAGCAGAAAAAAAACUAUGCAAUAUUCUCCACGUCUGAAUGCACCCAUAGGCAAUCUGCACUUUAGAAGCUUAAAACGCAGUGCGAUUGUGUUUGUCUGCCACCUUUCACAUUGCAUUUGCUGGGUGGAGCCAGGGAUGUCUUCACCUGAUGUGCAUUACCUUUUUGGUUUCCCCGCACCUGCAACCCCCUUCAAACACCUGUUCAUGAAGUUGUCAUUGUCUGAGCAUGUGUAAUGGCUGUCUCAAAUGACACACCUCAGUUUAGCUGAAAAGCGAAAACUGUAAUAGCAAAAUAAAAAAAUCAAUCUUUUGAAUUGUCAAGCACAUUGCUAAAUUAAUGCUUAUGGAAACUGAAGGUGCUAAGCAUUAUCUUAAAGGGGGGUGUUUCUCCCUUCUCCCUCUCUGAAAAGGAAAGCAUGCUUCUGGCUGUGUUUCCCACCCCCCUUUUAAAAAAAGAGUUGAGUCAUUGUUGCUGCAUCAAGGAUUCCAACCACUCCGAGCAAACCUUGGGCUUUGAAUCCUAUAUCAUUGUCUUCAGGUUAAUUUUUAGCUGUUGGAAGACUUGCUUAGCAAUGUCAUGCUUAUAUAUUGUUGAAAAAGUUUCUAACCCACCCUUCAACUGAGAAGUCUCCUGCUCUGGCUUUUGAAUGGCCAAUAAAAACAAGUCAGUCCCUGCUCUCAGGCUAGCAAUCUUAAAGACGCAAUGAAAGAACUAAGCAGCAUUAUAAGUAAUUGGUACAAUACAGUACUCCUUGUUCUUCUCCCUGUUCAGUAGUAAGAAACUACGCAGCUGCCACACUCCUUGACAGCAGUCUCAGCAGAUAUAUGGAAUGCGUGAAAAUUGUAUGAUCUUUGUAGAGUUCUGUUGAUUAUUAUUUUUAAUGCCUCCCCGUUUUCCCUUCUUUUUAGCUCGUGUCCUAUGUUUGUACUCCUUGUUUGAACUAUGAUACAUUAGUUAUCUAUAUUAUUUAUAUUUACUUUCCAUCAAAAUGUGAUUCACCCGAUUAUGUUUUAUUGUUUUCUAAACCAUGGGGGAAAUUAAUAGAGAGUAUUUAAAAAACAAAACAGUAAAGGUGAAACUAGAUAUAGUGGUACCUUGGGUUAAGAACUUAAUUCGUUCUGGAGGUCCGUUCUUAACCUGAAACUGUUCUUAACCUGAGGUACCACUUUAGCUAAUGGGGCUUCCUGCCGCCACUGCGCGAUUUCUGUUCUCAUCCUGAAGCAAAGUUUUUAACCCGAGGUACUAUUUCUGGGUUAGCGGAGUCUGUAACCUGAAGCAUCUGUAACCCAAGGUACCACUGUAUUCUGAAAAACACAGGGCUGUUAUUGAAGGCAGUAGUCCUCUGCCCUAUGCUGCCUUCUCUCACCUGUAACAUGGGGUAUUGAUAUUGAUUUAGGGUGGAAUUCAUUCUUUCUGUUCCAGUCAUUCUUUCUGUGCAAUCAUUCUAGACAGAACAAUACCCCCUUUGCUUCCCCCUGCAUGCUGUCCUGGGAAUUCCCCCGACCCCUUUACCCAAUUUUGGGGAGUGCAAGUAGGCACAUGAGUGAAGGAGAGGGAGGAACACCCUCUUGCAGGGCUUCUGCUGACAGAACCGGUUGGGUCGAUCUCACCCAUAGGGUGGCAUUCAAGUAAGUCCUGCUUAGAGUAGGCCCCUUGGAAUUAAUGACUCUAAGUUAGUCAUGCCCAUCAGCUUCAGUGGGUUUGCUCUGAGCAGGAUUUAUGUUGAAUACCACCCAUCACGACAAAUUGGAUGGAUGAAAGAAAGUACCCUCAGAACCAUUUGUUUUUUCAUUUAAGCAUGGAAGUACAAGUGCAAUUGGACGAGAUUUGAAUCAGGUAACUAAAGUACUUUCGACCAUUAGGAAAACCAAAUUUCACGUUGUGCAGCGGAGAGGGAAUCCUAUGUAUUGGUUGCAUCUAUGAUAAAAUCUCACCAAACAGCAUGGAAUUUUUCAGGAUCCUCCAAGCCUACGGCAACAUGUAAUUUAUGAGUUGCUUUUUCAGCUAGCACUGAACUCCGUAUAUUUUAUACCACAACGAGAGUCACAAGUCCCGUAAGGUUUUCCAUUUUUCCAUAAUUUUAACGUAUGUAAUUCAUUGUCCCAAGUUCUGGUGAUGGCCACCAGAACAGUUUGUUUUGAACUGGGUGUGUGUGAAGAGAUUUUUCAUCCCAAGGGCCACAUUCCCUCGUAGAGAACUUUAUGGGGGCCGUGUUCCAGUGAUGGAGAGGGCCAGAGGCAAGAGUGGACAGGGAUGUGACUCAGUUUUUGCACAGUUGGUUACAUUUCAUCCAAUCAAAACUAAUAGGUUUCUACACUCGCAGGGUGAUGUUAAACUACAUUUUUUCUCAGAGUAGUCCAUUGAAAUGAAUGGACAUGACUUAGACUGUGUUCACACCCCUGCCUACUGUGUACUCACGUUUCCAAAAUGCAUACGUAUCCUGUGCUUUGUUGCAGAAUACUGUUGUUUGCUGCAUUGUUCCUCAAACCAGUUUCCUGACAGUUGGAGUCCGUAAGCCAUUCCUAGUAAAUCUCUAGUCAAGGUGUGGUGUGCCCCCUGGGGUAAACAGAAACGAAUGAAGCCAGGUUGGUGUGAACAGCUAGGUGUCGGAAGAGCUGUGAAAUGCACCGGAAAAACAACUUCUCUGCACUCUGAGGGGGGACGCACCCUGAGUCGUGUUCAUUAAUUUCAGUCGGUCUAUUCUGCAUAAGCUGCCAUUGACCACCACCCACCCACAUCCGGGCAAGUGGGAGGCAUGAUCAGAACAUGCCUUCUAUUAUUUCACAUUUGUGGAGAGGGGAAGAUGUACAGAAAAGAGGGUGCCUCUUUUUUUACAUUAUGUGUGGGUAGGUGUAAUGUCUUGUUGUUGUUUAGUCAUUUAGUCGUGUCCGACUCUUCAUGACCCCAUGGACCAGAGCACGCCAGGCACUCCUGUCUUCCACUGCCUACCGCAGUUUGGUCAAACUCAUGCUGGUAGCUUCAAAAACACUGUCCAACCAUCUUGUCCUCUGUCAUCCCCUUCUCCUUGUGCCCUCCAUCUUUCCCAACAUCAGGGUCUUUUCCAGGGAGUCUUCUCUUCUCAUGAGGUGGCCAAAGUAUUGGAGCCUCAGCUUCACGAUCUGUCCUUCCAGUGAGCACUCAGGGCUAAUUUCCUUAAGAAUGGAUGUGUUUGAUCUUCUUGCAGUCCGUGGUACUCUCAAGAGUCUCCUCCAGCACCAUAAUUCAAAAGCAUCAAUUCUUUGGCGAUCAGCCUUCUUUAUGGUCCAGCUCUCACUUCCAUACAUCACUACUGGGAAAACCAUAGCUUUAACUAUACGGACCUUUGUCGGCAAGGUGAUGUCUCUGCUUUUUAAGAUGCUGUCUAGGUUUGUCUUCGCUUUGCUCCCAAGAAGCAGGCGUCUUUUAAUUUCAUGACUGCUGUCACCAUCUGCAGUGAUCAUGGAGCCCAAGAAAGUAAAAUCUCUCACUGCCUCCAUUUCUUCCCCUUCUAUUUGCCAGGAGGUGAUGGGACCAGUGGCCAUGGUCUUAUUCCGUCUUAAAUUACCCCUGAUGACAAUGGAUUUAUUUAUUGGGUUUAUAUCCCCUCCUUUUUCUCCAUGGGUCCCAAAGUGCCUUGUAUGACUCCCACCCAUCUCAUUUAACUCCCACAACAACCCUGUGAGGUAGAUUAGGCUGAGAGGGUGUAACUGGCCCAAGGCCACCCAGUGCACUUCACAGCCAAGUGGGGAUUUGAACCCGACCCCCCACCACAUCCUAGUCCAACACUCUAACCAUGGCACCACAAUGGCUCUAAAUUGAGUAUGCAAGAGUCUCUUCAUUUCUGUGAGCGAAGUCAGAACUGUUACUCAUCCUUGUUCCUUGUGGCAAACCUGAGCCAUCUUCAAGCCAAACGAGAUAAGCUCACAUGGCUGAUUUUCAAUACAAAUGUGUGCCUCUGCGUACGUGUGUUUAAUGGGAGCCGAAAUGGUCCUAAGUAAAUAAACAGCGUUGACAUUUUCAGAGCUUCCGAUGGUGACCUUGGGGAAACUCCGUUUCCUGGUGCUCCCGACAUUUUGAUACCACCCUGACAGCCGCCAAAGGGUUCUCGGUAGUGUUAAAUUUACUCAAAUUGGGUCUGUCAUUGUUUUCUCCCCCUUUGGCUGCCUGCUGUCUGUAUUCCGCCAGGCUCUCUGUGCGGAUGUUCUGCUCUGCUCUGACUCAUCCGCUGUCAUUCUUUGCUCUAACAAGAUGAAAGAUGAUUUUGCUCAAAGUUAAAGCCAACCUGGGGAUUCUUAUGGUCUCUCUGGGCUUCCAACUUGUAAAGGUUCUGCCCUGACCUUUUGGAGUCCUUAAAUAACUCUUGAUCUCAAAUUACUGAGUGGGGGAGGGAAGCUUCAGAAUUAUGGCUGUCAGUAUGAUUAAAGAAAUCUUAGUUGAUUAAUUAUAUGAAUUUUAAUUGACUGAUUAUUGGACGAAAGCAAUAUGAACUUCCAUAGGAACAAAAAGAUUGUUUUGGAGGAAGGAAAGCUUACUUUCUUUGUAGCUAUGUCAGAGAUGUUAAGAGGCAUUCUCUUCUAUGUGGGGGAAAGGGGAUGCCUCUUCUUCAGAUGGCAAUUGUCACUUGCAAUUAUUGUAUUUAAACACUUAUUUAAAAAAGCACCAGUGCUUGAUUUUUUAAACUGGGGCACCUUUUUAACUGGUUGAUUGACUAAACAUUGCAGCAGAUCAGCAUAUUUUCCCUCUAAUAGCAAACUCUGGUGGUUGGGUGUCUGACUGUUUGGAUGGGAAAACAACCUCCACAAAUUGUAGGAGUUUCUGUUGAGAGAUUCACGAGAUACAUAGAAAUCAAUCUAUCUAUCUAUCAUCUAUCUAUCUGUAAAUAUUGAAAAAUAUAUUUCUUUGGUAGGUUCUCCCUUUUUCAUUGCAUAUGCAUCCCAUAUCGCCUGCAUGAUUUCAAACAAUGAAGGCGGAUGAAGAAUGUCAGAGAGUAGGGGACGGUUGGCUCUGUUUUUAAAGUGUUGAGAUGAAUUCUAAAUUAGUAGGAUCAUCUUAUAGGUAGCGGGUGUUGCAGUUAGUGUUAUCAUAUCAUUACUGUAAAAUAAAUUGGAUGUGACAGUGAAUUAGAAGCUGCAAUAGAUUAUGCUAUUAGUUGGGGGGGGGUUAUUGUGUGAUUUGGUGAUGCCAAUAAAUAUUUGACUUCAAUGCACAUGGAAUUGUUUUCUUCAACACUUCUGUGACUCUUUGGCCAAACCAUUCAGUUUCCUGGUUAUAAACAGAGAAGAUACAUGAAAACAGCCAACCAGGGAAGGGAACACAGAGGCACUUCUCAAUGCCCAUGCACACACAAAAAUGGAGUACACUUCUAAGAUCUUGAAAUAACAAAAUUCCAUCUGAUCUUCUAGGAUGGUCUUUGUUGAUUAACGGGAGUAUUUUGGUGUAGCUUGGGAGUUGUUGCCUUUAAAUAUGGAAAAGAAGGCACAGGACAUUACCAAAAAUGGACCUGAUUUUCCCCAAAACUAUAGUCCAGGAAGAAUGUAAUUUUAAAACAAACUGAUAUCUUCUGAUGAAUAGUGGUUCUUCUUCACACCCCUCCAAAAAUGACUCUUGUGGACAUUUCUUUUCUUUUCUCCUGUAGGUUUUAUUGGCUGGAAAAUUUAAGUUCUGCCAUUGUCUUGGUCAUCAUUUCAUACAUCCAGCAGUCAGUGGCCAAAAACCUUGGCUUCCUUAUCCCCUUUGUGUCUGUCCUGAUGGCGCUGAUCACCAUCCAUAUGGCGCGCAGUGAAAUGAUUUACCAGCCCCCAAAAGGUAACUCAGUAAAUUACGUGAAGAAUCCUUGGUGGUGGUGGUUAAAUUUGGGGUGCGGGAGAGAAAGAAAAUCUUCGUAGUUCUAAAAAUUGCAGGUUGAAAUCUAUUUAAUUUGUACUCAGGGGUGUCCAAAAGCAUAUAUUCCAGUGUGGUAUAUUAUUGCCAGGGUGCGUAUUGCAGUCUGGCAUAUCAAGGCCACCUGGGAAAGUCCUGGAGGCCCUGAGUAUUGCCAUUAGCUUAAGAUGGUAUCUACAUUACAGUCCAGAGUUUGAAGGGCAGUCUGUCAGUUUACAUUUACUUGGUGCUGAAAGUAUUGAUCUGGUGUGUAUAGAUUUUUCCUAUUCUAAUUGAUUCAAGAGGGUUCUGGAAGCUUCUCUGUGUGAAAGAAACAAGCAGAAGGUUCAUGAUGUUUGGGUUAUUCCUUCAGAGAAGCUGAGUACAGCUGGCUUAAACUGGUUCUGUUAUCUCUUCUGUCAAGGUCUUGCUGACUAUAAAAGUAAAACCAGAAGGAGCCUCAGUUUCACUUUCACUUUCUAUCUCUUUUCCUUCUGGUGUGGUGUUCUGUACAAAGUAUGCUUAGUGUUGAUGUUUAGACUUUUUAUAAGUUAUUGUAGGUUUAAGUUAAGUCUGCUGCAACUGGAUUUCUUAUGGACAGUGCCAAUCCUGAAUGUAUUGGAUUUGUGACCAUUAAGCUCAUUUGCCUUCAGUAGCAGUAAAGCUCUGCUGGAUGAAAUAUUAACUGCCUCUGGUCUAUUUUUGGAGAAUCUUGCAAUGUGUUUAAGUUUUUACUCUGCUAACUAUACAUUGGAGUUCUGCUCUGGCUCAAUAUUGAGUAGAAUUUCAUAACACAGUCUGGUCCAAGUCCAGUUCAAAGAUAAAGAAACCUAACAAUGGAGGGAGGACAUGGACAAUUGACUAAGUAGGGCUGCAGGCCACCUAGUCACAGUGUGACAAUGCAUGCUGGGCUUCCAACCAGCCACUCUGGUGGUGUCAUCAGUGGAAGCAGGGCUGGCUCAAGAUGUUUUGCUGCCCGAGGUGAAGGACAAGAUGGCACCCUUCCAUAAGGCAUGUACAGAAGCCAAGUUGAAUUGUAGUUGAACCUUACUCUGAUACUGGUGAAAGGAGAGUAUCUUCCACUGUACUUCUGGGCAGUAGGGUAGGGGUAUUUCUGUCCCUUCCCUGCACCUCAGCAUCUGCCACCUGAGGCAGCCUCAGUCUGCCUCAUUGUAGGGCCGGCCUUAAGUGGAAGUGGUGCUGGACUGACCGGGUUUAUUACCAGCCUGCUUCCAAUCCAUUUAAUAUCAUUAUAUCUGCCUUUACCUUUUGGCUGCCUUUGCUGUUUGCAUUCUGGGAUGACAGAGAAGGCAGUAAGAACUUCUAUGGCAGAACAGGCCCUUAAGUCUGUGUAUUGUGUUGUUUUGACUGCCGGCAAGUAUGCUAAUGUCUUGGCGUUCUUCCCCAUAUUUGCUUAAAAAUAAAUCUUGUUAAUUUCUGUUAAUUUUUCAAGACAGCAAAUAGAGUAUAUCUUGGCCACUAAGAACAGGACAAGACUUUCUUGAGAAAACACCACUCGUUUCUUCCCACCCCCUUGGUUACCUUCAAUCUGGUAUUUUGUUAUAUAUAGCAGAUGAAAUGAGCAGUUUCGAUUCUGCUGCUAACAAAGGUGCCUGUGUUUCUUCCAACCAGAAUGGGGCAUAUAGGAAAGAGAUAUUGGAGGUUUAUUGUAGCAAACAAACAGCACUGUGCCAAAAAAAUUAAAAUUAAAAUAAACCUUGCACAUUUUAUUUCAACCAUUCUUCAUAAACUUAUGAGAACAGAAAUUGCAUUGGAAAAAUUAUGAAAGAGGGGAACAAAUUUCGGUGCAACUUUCAUAGGCAAGUAUGGCUGUCUUCAGAAACACUCCCAUUGGAUGGGUGGGAAUGACAUGUGCAGUUGUUUACCACAAUGCCUAUGGCCAAACCUCACAUCUGUAGCCAAUAAAGUUGUGGCCUUAUUUGAUCCCAAACCAAUAUGCCGUGUGUUGUCUAGUUAUUUGCACCUUAGGGAACAGGGUGGUCACGGGGCCUUGAUACCCAAAUGGUCAUAGUGUAGUUCAUCUUUAAAAAUGAGUUGUUUAAGAUCAGCCUGCGGAGUUGUAGCGGCACUGGGAUUUAAGUUUCCUAGGUUUGCAUUCAGCACUACGUCCUCUAGAAUUGCGCUAGUCUUCGUUUUUGCUGCAGUUUGGUUUGCACUUUUUUUGUUGCUGGCAUUCUUCUCCUGCUUCACUGUUUCCCUUUUAGGAGGCAGCUUGAGUGCUGCCUGGUUAGCUCCUUUCCCCCCUCUUCUUAAUAGCUGAGUUUAUAACCUUAUUUUGGCUUCUUCCAAUCAGAUGAGUCGUCUGGAAUUCUUCCCCCAAGUCAAUAAUUCAAGUCCAUAGGUGACCUUAAAGAAAUGAUUGCAUUUUAUUUUAAGGUAGCUUUUCUCUCCCUUUCCAAAUGUGGGCCAUGCAUAUGUCAAGCAGGGAUUUCAUUUGCAUUUCUUCACCUAGCUGUAAUUUUGACAAUUGGCAGUUGACCAAAGAUUGGGAGAAGGGGAGGGGAAUCAUCUAGAGAGCCAUGUAGACUUUUUAAGAACCGUAAUUAAGUAAUAUAGAUUAGUUCAAGGUCAGAGGAAUAGAAUACUGGAGCCAAGAUUUUUCAGGAGAAAGAGCGAGAAGAGAGGACUAUCUCUUGCAAAACAUUCUAAUCUUAUCCUGUAAUGUAGCCACCAAAGUCCAACAACUGUGUGUAUAUUUGGGUAGGUAUGUAUUACACAUAUAUACUCGCUACUCCAGAGCCAACUCCAAUUUAUAUAUGGAGCUGUAAAGGUAAAGGACCCCUGGACGGUUAAGUUCAGUCAAAAGCAACUAUGGGGUUGCAGUGCUCAUCUUGCUUUCAGGCCAAGGGAGCCAGCGUUUGUCCACAGACAGCUUUUUGGGUCGUGUGGCCAGCAUGACUAAACCACUUCUGGUGCAAUGGGACACUGUGACGGAAACCAGAGCGCACAGAAACGCCAUUUACCUUCCCGCCACAGUGGUACCUAUUUAUCUACUCGCACUGGUGUGCUUUCAAACUGCUAGGUUGGCAGAAGCUGGGGCAGAGCAAUGGGAGCUCAACCCAUCACACAGAUUCGAACCGCCAACCUUCCAAUCGGCAAGCUCAAGAGACUCAGUGGUUUAGACCAUAGCGCCAUUAUUCGUACAGCUCUUUGCAAGGGUUUGUUAGGGGUCCUUGGUGUUGUCUGGAGACCUCAGCUCCUUCCCAGAGUUGCAAUCUCAGAAAAUGUUGUGAUAAUUUUCCCAGGGGGUUGGGCUUCCAACUCUACAGUUUGAUGAUUCAAUGACUCUGUUGUGGUUCAUUGCCUUCUCUCACUUUUCCAUAGGUAAUGGCCUGUUGACAGUCUGUGGCGUCGUUGCUAAUGCACUGAGAGUAUGCUGUGUAAAAUGCCGCUACUUCAGUGGGGAUGUCACAAACUGGCUAGACCAUGCCAAGGAGAACUACGGCGGCCAGUACAGUGAAACUCAAGUGGAAAGCACAAAAUUGCUUGUCCGUCUCUUCCCUUUCAUUGCCUUCCAAAUCCUCUAUAGGAUAUGUGUUGUACAGGUAAGGGUGUGACUCCUUGUAGCUCUAAAUCCAUUUUUUGAAUUGCAAUCCCAGAGCAGGCAGAUUUAUAAUAUAAUGCAUACCCUCCAACACUCCACAACAAAAAAUGGGAAUGCCAUCUUCCAGGGCCUCACUUCUGUGUGAGUCACAUGACCCACGUGAGAUUGCAACCCCGGAAAAACUUUUUUUUCCAGGCAUGGCACCCAAAAACAUGUGUUUUGAGGUGCCACAUGGGAUUGCGGCCUGGAAAAAGCAUUUUUUCUGGCGUGAGAUCAUGACAUGGUAUUGUGAUACCCCAAAUGGCAGCUAUGCUCUUAUGGGGAAAAACUAGAUUUCUCUGUUUUUCCAGGGCAGUUGAAGGGCAUAACGGCCACUAUAGGUCAUUGUACCACAAGAUCCUGUCAUACUUCAACGCUGUGUCUGAUUCAAUCUAAAACUACUGUUUCGCUCAUGAUCUCGUAAAUUUGAAAGGUGACCACUCACAGCCUUGUAGUUUUGAAAGCGGGCAAUGGCUGUGGUUCUACCAGGAACUAUCCUUGCAGGCUCUUUGUAGAUGCGGCUGGGACUAUGCAGCAGCAGAUUCUGAAGUACAUGGAAGUAUCUUGGAACUGAACUGUUUAGUGCCCCCUGCAGGGAAAUAUGGCUAUAGAAAAAAAGAGGGAAUGGAAUAAUCAAGAAGUUGGAGGGCAUCUUCCUGGUGAAAAAAGGCGAAAAUGCUUGCAACUUUUUAGUACAGAGAAACAAAAGCAGAUACUGAGAUGAUUUUUGGUUUGUAGGAUUAUGGCUGGUGAUAGAGAAAGGAUCCUCCAUCCCUAAUUGUAGAAUUUGGGGUCCUACACUGAGGCAGCCUGGCACUGACUUCAGAACUGAGAAUAGGAUGUUCUUCACACAAUGCAUAAUCUGAAUUUAUAGAAUUCACUUUCGUGGAAGGAGGAGACAGCCCCUUGCUUUGGCAAUCCUUACAAAAAAGUAAAUAAAUUGUGCCUGCUUCAACCAUAGCCUUCUCAUUUCUCCUAUAUCGACCUAGAAUAAAGCAUUCACCUUUAAAAUGGGCAUGGACAAAACAGGGAGAACUGUUCCCCCUAUAAACAGAAGCCGAUUAUGCCAACAAGCAAAUGUUAUGGUCUUUCCCCCUUUUGACGUAGAUACCGUCAGGAUAUUAUCUGCAGGCAAUGAAUUCAAAUUUGAAUCUGAAUGGGUUUCUCUUGCCAGUAGCAGCCAUGAAUGUGAUAAGCAUCCUGCCAUUCUUAAUUCUGGUUCCUGUGCUGGAGUGUCUCAACACUUGUCUCUUUAGUCCUGAAACAAGGGGACGAUUCUCUGCAGUCUGUAUUGGUGAGUACUAAUAUACGCUAAUUUUCAUGUGCAAGAGCUAUUGGUUUUUGUGUUUCUUGGCAGCCAAACAGUAUUUGUAAAUUUAAUGAAUUGUUUUGAGGUAAUGCAGAGGAUCUGUUAACUAAAACGCUUGGGUAUAAUUGAUCGUGGCUUCAUUGAUUCUUACCUUUCCUUGACAGUAUAUCUGUAAGGUGGUGCCUUCAUUAUGAAGCACAUCUUCAGUACCUGAGCAAUGUGUGGUUUUACGCUGGGAAUACAAUUAUUUUGUUCAUUGCAUUUUGCAGUUUUCCUUUCCUCCCAAAGAGAUCUUAAACACCUUGUACCUUCACAACAAUCCUUGCAAGGUAGGCUAGGCUGAGAGAUAAUGGUAUGCCCCAAGCCAUCCAGCAAACUCACAGCUGAGCAGAGAUCUGACAUUUUCUGUGAGCUACAUGGAGAAUUUUGUUGCUGGGCUGCCAAUAUCAGUACUGUAAAUAAAUAAAACUAAAUAUGGGUUUUCCGCAUCUAAGCCCAGUGUUUUGCCACCAGCUUCGUUAAACACCACCUUGCCCUGAAUGAAGAAGUACGGGGGUGGGGGGAACAUCAUCUGAAAAGGGAUCUAUUAACACCUUUCAGGGAAGCAGAAUUGGCGCCAGAGGUCAGACCUUCAUAGACUACGUUGGCAACUCUAUCUUCCAUCCUAUCAGUCCCAAUGGGCAACAGUCAAUAAUGCCAUUCAAGCGUAGUGUAGACGAAAUGGGAGAGGAUGUGAUUGCCACUCCAUACCUCCCCAUCAUUUCUGACAAGAGCUGCCCAAUAGUGAAAUGGGCUCCCUAUGAAGAUGGUGGACUCUCCUUCAUGGAACGUUUGUAAACAGAGGUUGGGUCGCCAUCUGUCUGGGAUUCUUUGGCUGCGAUUCCUGCAUUGUGUGGCGAGUUCCCGCCUCCCCCCAGCAAAACUAAAGACACAAGACAACAUAAUUAAGGUUAAUGGGCUAAAAUUGGCCACAACUUUAUUGGUUACAGGUGAUGAGUGGUAUUGGCCUUAGGCAUUGGUCCUAACGACUAUCCGGCUUCAGUCCGCCAGCCUGAAGGCCGGGAAGGGUUAACACCAGCAGGGGUCACCUGGCCUCCAUAGGCUUCGGACGUGGCCACGCCCCCUGGAGUCCUUUACUGGACUACCCUUCAUUAUCCGGGGGAGGUGAUGGCGCUCCUCCCCCCCCCAUUCAUCUACAUAACAAUACCCCUACCAAUGCCUAACCGCCACUCGAGCGAAGCUCGCCGCCAAUACCCUCAGACCUGCAACCAAACCCUAAUCCCAGCAGAUAUGUCAGCCAGCCAAACAUCAUUUCCCUCAUUGGAAAGAUGUACGCCAUCCUCGCGGUAGAGGGCCACCUUGCUGUAUUGAAUGUUGGGAUGGUCAGUGACUCGUCCCCCCAGCUCUGCCACUCUACAAGCCACCGAGCGUUCCAAUCAUAGAAUCAUAGAAUCAUAGAAUCAUAGAAUCAUAGAAUCAUAGAAUCAUAGAGUUGGAAGAGACCACAAGGGCCAUCGAGUCCAACCCCCUGCCAAGCAGGAAACACCAUCAGAGCACUCCUGACAUAUGGUUGUCAAGCCUCUGCUUAAAGACCUCCAAAGAAGGAGACUCCACCACACUCCUUGGCAGCAAAUUCCACUGUCGAACAGCUCUUACUGUCAGGAAGUUCUUCCUAAUGUUUAGGUGGAAUCUUCUUUCUUGUAGUUUGGAUCCAUUGCUCCGUGUCCGCUUCUCUGGAGCAGCAGAAAACAACCUUUCUCCCUCCUCUAUGUGACAUCCUUUUAUAUAUUUGAACAUGGCUAUCAUAUCACCCCUUAACCUCCUCUUCUCCAGGCUAAACAUGCCCAGCUUCCUUAGCCGUUCCUCAUAAGGCAUCGUUUCCAGGCCUUUGACCAUUUUGGUUGCCCUCCUCUGGACACAUUCCAGUUUGUCAGUGUCCUUCUUGAACUGUGGUGCCCAGAACUGGACACAGUACUCCAGGUGAGGUCUGACCAGAGCAGAAUACAGUGGCACUAUUACUUCCCUUGAUCUAGAUGCUAUACUCCUAUUGAUGAGGCCCAGAAUUGCAUUGGCUUUUUAGCUGCCGCGUCACACUGUUGGCUCAUGUCAAGUUUGUGGUCAACCAAGACUCCUAGAUCCUUUUCACAUGUACUGCUCUCAAGCCAGGUGUCCCCCAUCUUGUAUUUGUGCCUCUCAUUUUUUUGCCCAAGUGCAAUACUUUACAUUUCUCCCUGUUAAAAUUCAUCUUGUUUGUUUUGGCCCAGUUCUCUAAUCUGUCAAGGUCGUUUUGAAGUGUGAUCCUGUCCUCUGGGAUGUUAGCCACCCCUCCCAGUUUGGUGUCAUCUGCAAAUUUGAUCAGGAUGCCCUUGAGUCCAUCAUCCAAGUCGUUGAUAAAGAUGUUGAAUAAGACCGGGCCCAAGACAGAACCCUGUGGCACCCCACUAGUCACUCUUCUCCAGGACGAAGAGGAACCAUUGAUGAGCACCCUUUGGGUUCGGUCAGUCAGCCAGUUACAAAUCCACUGAGUGGUAGCAUAGUCAAGACCGCAUUUUACCAGCUUCUUUACAAGAAUAUCAUGGGGCACCUUGUCAAAUGCCUUGCUGAAAUCAAGGUAGGCUACAUCCACUGCGUUCCCUUCAUCUACCAGGCUUGUAAUUCUGUCAAAAAACGAGAUCAGGUUAGUCUGACAUGACUUGUUUUUCAGAAAUCCAUGCUGACUAUUGGUGAUCACAGCAUUCCUUUCUAGGUGCUCACAGACUGUUUGCUUAAUGAUCUGCUCCAGAAUCUUCCCUGGUAUUGAUGUCAGACUGACUGGGCGAUAAUUAUUUGGGUCCUCUCUUUUCCCCUUUUGAAAAUAGGGACAACAUUUGCCCUCCUCCAGUCUGCCGGGACUUCGCCUGUUCUCCAGGAAUUCUCAAAGAUGACUGCCAAUGGUUCUGAGAUCACAUCUGCCAGUUCUUUUAAUACUCUUGGAUGCAGUUCAUCUGGCCCUGGAGACUUGAAUACAUCUAAACUAGCCAAGUAUUCUUGUACUAUCUCCUUAGUUAUUCUGGGCUGUGUUUCCUCUGCUGAAUCAUUUGCUCCAAAUUCUUCAGGUCGGGCAUUGUUUUCUUUAUCGGCGAAGACUGAGGCAAAGAAGGCAUUGAGGAGUUCAGCCCUUUCUGUGUCCCCUGUUUGCAUUUCACCAUCUUCUCCUCUGAGUGACCCCACUGUUUCUUUGUUCUUCCUUUUGCUACGAACAUACCCAUAAAAGCCUUUUUGUUGCUUUUAACCUCUCUAGCAAGCCUGAGUUCAUUCUGUGCUUUAGCUUUUCUGACUUUGUGUCUACACGUGCUGGCUAUUUGUUUGAAUUCCUCUUUGGUGGUUCCCCCCCUUUUCCAUUUUUUGUACACAUCCUUUUUUAAUCUUAACUCAGUUAAAAGUUCUUUAGAUAGCCACCCUGGCUUCUUUAGGCACCUUCCAUGUUUCCGUCUCAUUGGUAUUGCCUGACGUUGUGCUUUUAGUAUCUCCCUCUUAACAAACUCCCAGCCAUCAUGAACUCCCUUUCCUUUUAGUAUUACUGUCCAUGGGAUCUCACCCAGCACUUCCCUAAGUUUUAUGAAGUCGGCUUUCUUAAAGUCAAGAAAUUGAGUCCUAGUAUGCUUGGCUGCUCCUUUCCGCUGUAUAGUAAACUUCAGAAGAGCAUGAUCACUCGCGCCUAAUGAUCCUUCCACUUCUACCCCACUAACCAGGUCAUCAACAUUGGUUAGGACCAGAUCUAAAAUGGCUGUUCCUCUUGUUGCUUCUCCCACUUUCUGGACAAUGAAGUUGUCUGCAAGACCAGUGAGGAAUCUGUUUGACCUUAUGCUCUUGGCUGAGUUUGACAUCCAACAAAUAUCCGGGUAAUUGAAGUCCCCAAUUACUACUAUCUCCCUUCCUUUUGCAUGCUUGGCCAUCUGUUCCAGGAAGGCAUCAUCUAUGUCCUCCGUUUGGCUUGGGGAUCUAUAGUAAACUCCCACAAUGAGGUCACUGUUAUUCUUCUCUCCUUAAUUUUGACCCAAAUGCUCUCACUUUGGCUUUGAGGUUCUAAAUCUUGGAUCUCUUCACAGGUAUACACAUCCCUGACAUAUAACGCCACUCCUCCUCCUUUCUUGUCUGGUCUGUUUCUCUGAAAUAGAUUGUAUCCCUCCAUUAUUACAUUCCAAUCGUGGGACUUAUCCCACCAGGUUUCAGUGAUGCCUAUUAUGUCAUAUUUAGUUUGCUGUACCAAGAGCUCAAGCUCAUCUUGUUUAUUUCCCAUGCUUUGCGCAUUAGUGUACAGACAUUGAAGUCCAUUAAUCAUUCCCCCGUGUCUCUUAUUUAAGGAUUUUUUCCUCCCACCACUAGGUCUGCGUGCUGUUUGCUCCAUUUGGUCUAUGACAUUUGCAAGAAUCUUUCUGGAUUUGUUUAUAGCAAUAGGGCAUCUGCAAUCCCUCCAAAUGUGCCUUUCCAAUAGUGAUGACCAAAUUAUGACCAGCUUAGGAAAAGAAAUCCUCAAUUCAUCAAAAUCAUUGUAAAUGUUCCACAUUAUGUCCACGCCCUUCCUAUAAGCCAAAUCAUUUUCUCCCAAUUGGAUAACUAAAGCAUCCAGUGGGCCUUCUUUGGCGGCUCUAGCUUUUACUGCCAGCAGGAAUUCUGCCCAACGCAUUCUACAGCGGGUGAUCCAGGAGAUCUCCAAGAUUGGCAGCAAAGAGGACACUCCUCUGCCGUGCUUGCCUUAAAUGUGGCAAGCCACACGCCCUGAGCCAGCCUAUUGGCUGGCCAGGGAAAUGAUGCGGCAGAGGAUCCCCUGUUCGUGCGGGGCUGGGAGCCAGCCUCCGCGCGAGUGUUGGGGGCAUGAAGCCCGCAACACCACCUCCUCCCAAGGUCAGAAGUGGCUUUGCAGAGGGUUGGACUAGAUGACUUUGUGAUUCUAUGAAUUCGAUGAUUCACCAACCCAUUCAUUUAGCUCUUCUUCUCGCAGCCGACUGCUCCACCAGGCGGCAAAUGGAUUGGAUUGGAAACUAUGGAUGUUGGGGGGGGGUGUUCUCAAAAUAAUAUGCUUGUACUGCCUUCCCAGCACUACCAUGUCAUCCACUGAAAGACAUUUGAUCCUACUCCAAAGGUCAUGACAGUCCUUUGCAUGCAAGUUUCACAUUUAGACCUUGCCUAAAGCACCGAAUAUAUUUGCUCCAAUUUGGAACCUUCUGAAUAUUUAGGCGCAGCUGUGUGUUUUGGGAGUGAGAAUAGGAUUCUAUUUGUGGCCUGCUUCCUGGUCUUCAACUGCACUGUUGACCAAGGUUGUUACAGGAAAGAAUCCUCAUCCCAUUCUGUUGAGUUAUGAAGGAGAAGUAUGGAGGGGAAAGAGAUAAUCCGUCAAACUUCAAUCCAAGCAAUGGUCUGGUGAACUAGAGGUGGGGAAAAUGUCUCCAAUACAGAUGCAAUCAAACACCUAUGCAUAGUAUAGGGUAGUGGCAAAGGCACCAAAGUCCCAGGGUCAAAUCCUGCUCCUGCUGCAUGAUCACAAGGUGGCCUUGGGACCAAGACUCAGUUUCAGCUUCCACCAGCACUGUCUGCAAUUUGAGGAUAACAUUGACCUGACUUACAGGUGGAGUUGGGGAUAGAUUCACUUUGAAUUUUAAUAGGAACUUAUCUAACUCCGACUUCUGAAAACAUUGUCCACACUUCUACUCAUCCCACUGCUUUCUCCCAGGGAAAAUCCUCUCUUUACUGCUGACUCGGAACAAUAACAACAGCAAUAAUUUAUUAAUUGUAUCCAACCCUGCUCAUUUGACUGUGCUGCCCCAGCCACUCUGAGCAACCCUGAUGAGCGGACAUCAAUCAUUUUUUUCCAUGGGUUGACAUUUGCUCCGAUCCAGCGGUAAAGAGUAAGGGAAGUGGCAGGGCAAACAGGAAGAUGCAUGGACCCAUGCCUGGAAAGCACUGAACAAGUGGAAAACCUCAAGGACCCCUGCUUUCUAUGUGUAGAUGAGCCCUUAGGCUGGAAUCAAGGUGCUGAUUCUGGUGUAUAAAUCCCUAGACAGCCUGGAGCCUGCAUACCUGAAAGAUCGUCUCACCCCUUAUAUGCAGCUGAUCACUGCAUUCUGCAGGUGAGACCCUCCUGCAAUGCCGGAAAGUCCACUGUGCACAAUGUAGGAAUUGGGCUAACAGUGGAAUUCUCUCCUCUUGAAUAUUAGAUAGGCACCAUCUCUGUUGACUUUUCGACCACCUACUGUGAAGAUCUUCCUCUUCCAACAAGCUUUUAAGUAGAGAUCUUCACCAGUCUGCAUCUGUGCUGCAACUGUUUUUAAGAUGCCACAUCAUUUGUGUGUUUGCCACCCUGGUCUCCUUUGGAAGGAAGCGUGGGACAGAAAUUUAAGAAAUAAAACCAUACCUAUGAAAUAAGAUGAGCCUUCCAAGCACUGGUUUGGACCAUGAACUUGCAUCCUUGCAUUGUCUGACCUAUCUCAAUAAUAAUAAUAAUAAUAAAUUUUUAUUUAUACCCCACUCUUCCCAGUUCAAAAACCAGGCUCAGGGUGGCUAACAACAAAUUUAAAACACAUUGAAACACUUAAUUAUAAAAGCAGCAUAAAAUACAGUAUAAAAACAUGAAUAACAAUAAAAAUCAAAAAUCAAUUAGAUAAUCCCCAGGGCUAGCUGGCUGAAUUGGUCCUGCUUGGGCCAGAGAGGAGGCCAGGGGAGAAUUAGAUGUGGGGUCUCAGAGCGGGUGAUCUUCAUAAAAGGGGAGGGGGAGGGAAGAGAAGAGAAAUAAAAGAUCAGGCUGAAUUCAAAUUAAAGGCCAGGCGGAAUAGCUCUGUCUUACAGGCCUGACAGAAGGAGAUUAAAUCCUGAAAUCCUGUCUCAUGGGACAGAGCAUUCCACCAGGUCGGAGCCAUCACUGAGAAGGCCCUGGCCCUGGUGGAGGAUAGUCUGCCUUCCUUAGGGCCCGGGACCUCUAAACUAUGGUUAUUCAUGGACCUUAAGGUCCUCUGCAGGGCAUACCAGGAGAGGUGGUCCCGUAGAUACGAGGGCUCUAAGCCCUCAUUGAGGUUUCCAACACAGGGAUUCCUUUUGGCCCCUUCAGACCUCAGUGUUAAGAUUCAGUGAACAUAGGGAAGAGAUGCGAAUUUCCUCAUUUCUGCAUGAAUUUAACAACUGAGCUGCUCUUCCCAUCCUGCCUCGCAGUUUAAAACAGACAUGCACACUUAGGAAUUGAUGUUUCCUGUUCUCCUAGUAUUUAAUUCAGGACCCCAAUUGCAUGUGGUGCAGCCAGUGCCAAAAGACAGGAAGUAUUAAUCUGACUAGAAUUAGCCUCAUUAAGUUUGUUGUAAAGCUUUGUGCAAAGUAGAAGCGCAUGGAACAGAAGGUGGCAAUUACUUGGGAUUUUGAAAUAAAACAGUUUCUCCACUGAACCGUAGGAAAGAACGUUCAGAUAGCAGUGAUGGUGGUUCUCCAAGUUGCAGCUUGGAAGUUCUGAAGUCUGAUGAUGCUGCAAAAGUUUGAAAGGUUAAACAUUUCAAAAGGUAUCUGGCGUGGCACUGCGAAAGCUUUUUAGAAAAGAAUGUCUGAGAGGUUAUAGUUAAUGGGCAUAAGAAGAGAAGCUAACCCUGGAAUGCUUUCUUUGGUAUGUAAGUGGAAGAAUCCUGGGCAGGUUGUGGACCUUCGAGAGAAGAUGUGAUGCUCUGUCAAGUUGUCAUGGCUCAGAUGGAAGGAAUCUGGUCCUACCACCCUAUCUGGGUUAUCUUACUGCAGGAACCUUUUUCCCUUUAAGGGCCACAGUCCUUAUUGGGGAGCCCCAUACUUGUGGUGGGUGGAGCCAGAGGAGAAUGUGGGUGAGGCAAUGGAUGUGUACAAUAGGCAAGUAGGUGUGUACAAAUACUUGCACACACCUCUGUCUCUACCUUCCAGUCAGGCAAAAGCCCCCCAAAAGAGGGUCAGGGGCUGGAUCUACUAUGAAACCAAUGAUUCUUAAGACUCCAGACCCUCCAAGUGUCCCUAUUUUCCAGGGACAGUCCCAAAUUUACAGAAGCCGUCCUGGUUUCUGAUUUGAGCCUAGAAUGUCCCACUUUUCCUUACGCUGGCCCUAUUUUCAUCAGAGAAAUGUUGGAGGCUAUGGAAGUGACCCCUGGGCCAAGGAAAUAUGUAACUGUGCAACCUUUAGAAGACAUCUAAAGGCAGCCCUAUAUGAGGAGGUGCCGUGCCACCGUUCCACAAUGCUACAGAGGUGCCGUGAUGCAUCAAAGUGGUGCCAGAACUCAGUUCUGGUGAGUUCUAGGUGGAAAAAAAGUCAUAGAUAGGUAGGUAGGUAGCCAGGUGAAGGUCAGAGGGUGUUUAUCUGUGGAGAUGUGAUGUUUGGGAACAAAGCCAGGAGUGAGGCCCCACUCCUGCUAGCCAUGGGUGGCCUACAUGCAAGUAGACAUGUGACUAGAGUUGCCCUGUUUAAUGAGAAAUGACCUCCUUUUGGAGGCUGAAAAUCUAGGAUUGCAGACAUUCAGUUCUGAGUUUCUAAAAUUUAUCAGAGUACAAAUGGAGUGUGUUCAUUGUCUUCCAGUAUAUCAGGUGCAAUUCCAAAAGCAAGGUAUGGUUUUAUAAAUGAUUCUGUGCCUGCUUUGUGCCUUUUUGUACCCAGUUGUAGGUUACGCAUCUGCCACCCUCUCUGUGAUGGUUGCUGGGUUUUUAGAGGUACACAGGAAGCAUUUCCCUUUGGUGGAACAGACUCUUUCAGGCAAAGUCCUCCUCGUCUCCUCCAUGCCGUGCAUCCAUCUGGCCCCACAAUACAUCUUCCUCGGCUUGGCAGAAGCUCUGGCAACUCCCACCUGUAAGGGGACUCUUUUGUUCCGUUUCCUAGCCUAAAAAGCAACCGGCUUCAGCGCAGGAUGGCAUCUGUUUGAACAGGGACAGCCAAAGCACCUUCCGUCGCAAUCUUCGCCCCUGGCGCUGUUCCACAGCCUCUCUGAGCAGUCUCAUUCAUCACUGGCAUGGAAAGAGUUUAAUUUGUCAUUCUUGUGGUUGCCGCUCGCCGAACAAGUGUUCUUUGCGGUCAUGAGAAAAUCCUUCAUUUACUACCCCCAGUGGGACUUUCCAUCCAUUUAGAGAAAGGCAGGACCUCCCAUGCCAGAGCGGAAAGCAAGUUCAGAGAUGUCACCCCAUGGGGCUCAGCAGCCAAGAAGAUGUCCUUCCCUGGAGUAGUAGUAGAGAGCCAGUGUGGUGUAGUGGUUAAGAGCAGUGGACUCGUAAUCUGGUGAACCGGGUUCGCUUCCCCGCUCCUCCACAUGCAGCUGCUAGGUGACCUUGGGCUGGUUACACUUCUCUGAAGUCUCACAGGCUCACUCACCUCACAGAGUGUUUGUUGUGGGAGAGGAAGGAAAAGGAGAAAUGUUAGCCGCUUUGAGACUUCUUAGGGUAGUGAUAAAGCGGGAUAUCAAAUCCAAACUCUUCUUCUUCUUCUAGUAGUAGUAGUAGUCAUUUAUAUGAUCUGACUGUGUUACCCCAGCCACUCUGGGUGGCUUCCAACAAGUUAAAACGCAGUAAGACAUCAAACAUUAAAAAGCUUCCCUAUACAGGGCUGCCUUCAGACGCUUUCUAAAAGUCAGAUGUUUAUUUCCUUGACAUCUGAUGGGAAGGUGCUCUACAGGGUGGGUGCCACUACCAAGAAGGCCCUCUGCCUGGUUCCCUGUAACUUCACUUCUCACAGUGAAGGAACUGCCAGAAGGCCCUCAAAGCUGGAUCUCAGUGUCAGGGCUGAACGAUGGGAGCAGAGAUGCUCCUUCAGGUAUACAGGGCCAAGGCCAUUUAGGGCUUUAAUGAUCAGCACCAAAACUUUGAAUUGUGCUCAGAAACAUACUAGGAGUCAAUGAAGAUCCUUUAGGAGUGGUAUGAUAAGGUCCCAGCAGCCACUCCCAGUCACCAGUCUAGCUGCCACAUUCUGGAUUAGCUGUAGUUUCUGAGUCAUCUUCAGAGGUAGACCCACGUAGAGUGUAAUAGUUCAGUGUCAAUUUAAGGCUUGACCUGGAGGCUUUUCCUAUGGGUCAGUCUCACACAGCGGCACCCUUAUUGAAUGCUACGGAUUUAACGCAGGAUUAGGGGAACCUGUAGCUCUCCCGGUGCAGUUGGACUACAGCUUCUCUAUCCCUGACAACUGGCCAUGCUGAAUGAGGUUGAUGGGAGCUGGAGUCCAACAGCAUGCAAAGGGCUGCAGGCUCCUCAUUCCUGAUCUUUCUAAGGGCAAAUGGUGGGACAGGUGCCAAGUUAAGAGCUGUCAGGGACUGGCUGGAUCACGAGAAGUGGUGGGAGGCACCAGAACCCCCAAGGGGAACCCCAGAGGACAAAGGUAGGGUUGCCAUAUUUCAGAAUGUGAAAAUCCAGACAGAAAAGUUGUUGAGCUGCUUCUGCAAAAACAUUUUUUAAGGUUUUAGAGCUAUUUUCCCCCAGAAAACCACUUCCAAUCUGGGUUGGCAUAUGUCUGGAUUUAUGUCCAGAUUUCCCCAGACAUUUCAGGGAUGUACUCCCGGACGCAGUUCCCAACAGCCAAAUCCUGCAUAUGUCUGGGAAAUUCUGGACGUAUGGCAACCCUAAGAAAGGCUCAGAGCCCAGGAAUUGAUGGUGGGACACUAGGGAGAAGUAAGAAGGAGAAGAAUGGGAGUAGUUGUUGGAUUCUGAAGGGGCAACAGGAUUUAGUGAGCAGGGAGAGUCUGUGACAGGGAGCAGUUUUGACUCAGAGGCUGAAGCAGUGGAGGAGACAAGAGGCUGCUGAAGAGUAUGGGGAGCCUGCCUCUCCUACUGAGACAAGCUCCCCUCCCCCCUUGUCUCCAGGGAUUUGAAGAGUGAUGCGUAGGAUGGAACAGAGAUUGGAGAUGCCCAGACACAGUUUGAGACUGCUUGGGAAACAUCUGGCAGAGGAGGAGCCUUAAAAGGGGAAGAAGGCAAGGACCGCCAGUCCUGGCAACUGCUCCACAGGACGAGACCUAUUGAGACUGUUGCUGAGUGUAUGGUUGUUGCCUUAAAUUGCCUUUUUCGGCUGACCUGCAUCUGACUCCAGCUGACUGACAAGAGCAAACAAAGGGCCCCCACUCAGAACGAUCCCUGCAUUGCAGUUUUGCCUCUGUCCCCUCCUGAGUACAUGGAGCUUAAUUUACCUUAAGCAAUAUUUGGGCAUUGGAUAUUUGUUUUGAAAUUGGGGAUUUGUUUGCUGCCCUGGGCCCCUUCCAGAGGAAGGGCAGGAUAUAAAUCCAAUACAGUGGACGCUUGGGUUGUGAACGUGAUCCGUGUGGGAUGCAUAUUCGCAACCCACAGCGUUUGCAACCUGCAGCAGCCCGUCUGCACACACGCGGGUUUUGAUUCGGCGCUUCUGCACAUGCGCAAUGUGCAAUUUAGCGCUUCUACGCAUGUGCGACCGCCAAAACCCGGAAGUAACCCGUUCCGGUACUUCCGGGUUUCGGCGGUCCGUAACCUGAAAAAACGCAACCUGAAGCGUCUGUAACCCGAGGUAUGACUGUACAUAAAAUAUUGCUCCCAGCAGGCAGUUGUGAUAAUGCACCAUUGCACCCCAGCCAGAGAUUCACGCCCUACCUAUUUCUUUUCAUUCUUCUUCAAAGGUUCCUUCAUUACAUACAAGUUUGUGCCGGGCAGAAUUCGUGGAGUCGCCUUGCAAGCCUUGACUUUCUUCAAUGGAGCUGGCUGCAUCAUGGAGGCUUUACUUGUUCAAGCAGCUUACGCCGCCUCACAAGGUAAAACAGCCUUUAAGCCGAGUGAAGAUGGGUGCCUUCCUUCCUCCCUCUCUCCCACCCCACCCAGCACUGCUCUCUCAGUAGGGAUUUUUACCCUCUUCCUAUUGGCCAUUGACUUCCAUUAGACGCACAUAACAAAAUCUAGCUGCCAGCAGCGUAUUGAUCUCUUUUUCGUGAUUAAGGUAGGUCACUAAGUUGCAGCCGGAUUCAUCAAAAUGUAAUGAAUCAUUCCUAUUUUGAUAGGUAGAAUAAUUAGUGUGCGUGGCAUUUAUUUAUAUAUUAUACAGGACUUCCUUCUCUUCCACUUGGAAAACGAGCUAGGGAUUCUCAGGUUACACUAGAAUACCAGAGCAGGUUUUCCCCCUCACAUAUGUAUACAAAGGGUAUUUAUUUGCCAAAUAAUUGUUUAAACGAGAGUUGAGCUAAGGAUGAGCAAAAUACCAGAAAUCACAUUCUUUUCUCGGAGCUUCUUAUGAAACCUAAAACUGCCUUGAAGGUGUAUUCAGUCUGGAGAGGUGCAUUAAUUUUACCACUCUUACAUUAUUUUGGAUUCAUUUAUUAUAGACAAUUCUGAUUUAAUUCAUUUCAGUUGCAUUUCUGUGACCAGGGAUGCUAAAGUUGAGAAACUAAGCCAGUCUUUCUUAGCCUGGUGCCUUCCAGAUUGGUGUGAGACAUAGUCCAAAAUAGUAGCAGUAGUCCUAGACUAAAAACUAGGAAGGAUAUUUGCAAAUUCCUAAGUGGAAAGGUUUUGAUAUACACCUCUUAGGCACAGUACCUUCCAGAUGUUCACCAUCCCUGAAUGCUGACUGGGGCUUAUGGGGGGUGAAGUCCAACAAAGUUCCAACAUUUGGAGAGCACCACAGUGGGUACCCCUGUGUUCCUGUGCAUAUUGGAUCUACGCUGCCAAGCAAGUUUUGCACAUCUCUGUAUAGUAAAGGUAAAGGGACCCCUGACCAUUAUGUCCAAUUGUGACCCAACUCAGGGGUUGCGGCGUUCAUCUCGCUUUAUUGGCCGAGGGAGCCAUCGUACAGCUUCCGGUCAUGUAGCCAGCAUGACUAAGCCGCUUCUGGCAAACCAGAGCAGCGCACGGAAAUGCUGUUUACCUUCCCACCAGAGCGGUACCUAUUUAUCUACUUGCACUUUGACGUGCUUUCGAACUGCUAGGUUGGCAGGAGCAGGGACCGAGCAACGGGAGCUCACCCCGUCGCGGGGAUUCAAACCGCCGACCUUAUGAUCGGCAAGUCCUAGGCUCUGUGGUUUAACCCACAGCAUCACCCGCGUCCCUUAUACAUCUCUGAAUAUUGCAAUGCAAUUCCUAGUACUUUAGGUGUAUCAAAAUGCACAUUUAAAUAUGUAUUUUGAGAGGUGGGUUUUUUAACAACAAGAAAAUGCAGCUUAAUGUAGAAACACAAGCUCUAAAAGUGGAGUGGAGAUCUUUACUAAAAAAAGAUGAGCAUUGAUUAAGCAUCGCCAUGGUAUAGUAGGACGGGUGGUGUUAAGAACCUGAGAAGAGCUUGCUGGAUCACUCUUUCAACUUGGUUUAUGUUAAAGUCACUAAUAUUAUGAAGUUGGCAAGGGGUGAGGUCAGUUUGGAGGAUACCCUGAGGGUGCAAACUGGGGCUGACCUUCUGAAGAGAGUCUUGGCGGCUGGAUAGAGAAGCCUGGAGUUCGUACAUUUCAAGAAAUGUAAUCAUAUUUAAAGUAACCAUAUCUACGCUGUAGGAGAUUUCCACCAAUCAUCUGCCAACUUUGACCCUUCCCUUUAACAAGAAGUGUCCAUCGCAUUUCGGUUUAGCAACUUGAGCGUACCCUUGCACAUCUCUUUCAGCUUCACUUGGUUUAUAGCAGGGACGUCCAACUCCCAAGAGACAGCAUAGACAGACGUCUCCUCCCAGGAAAAAAACCUGCCAGUGAUCUACCCAUUGGUGGGGGAGUUGCUGAGCUUUUUUUAGGGGAGCAGGUCAAAGCUGUUGAGAUUUGGGGGCUCACCAACAACACAACUGCUAACAGACGAACGCAGCAGACAACAAAGGAACUCACACUAGACCAGGCUUCCUCAGCCUCGGCCCUCCAGAUGUUUUGAGACUACAAUUCCCAGCAUCCCUGACCACUGGUCCUGCUAGCUAGGGAUCAUGGGAGUUGUAGGCCAAAAACAUCAGGAGGGCCGAGGUUGAGGAAGCCUGCACUAGAUGCAGGGAAUGACCAAGGGGGGAGGAGCCAUGAUUCUAAACAAUGCAAGCGAUAAAGAUCCCAUGAUCAACCACGAUCAUCCGGGGAUCCACCUGUCGAUUGCGGUCGUCUGGUUGGACAGCCCUGGUUUAUAGAAAUUUUGAAAAAGCCACUAACAGCUUUAUAAAGUUGCAUAGCUUUUAGAGGAGCACUGUCUCUUAAACUCUCUGGAUCAUCUUGAGAUGCCAGAGUGGUUCCAGGGAGUUGGGUUGCACUAACAAAGGAGGCGACCCAGAGUUUACCUAUUUUUCACAUGGUGGAAUGUUAGAGGAGGCGAUGCUCUGAGAGUACCAGGUACUGUUUGUAUCAAAUAUCUGUUGACAUGCUAUUAUUUGUUAAAUGUGAAGCAAUUUUUGUGAAACCGCUGCCAGCAUUUGCCUCUUGAAUCACCCAUUUGACCUGGCUCUCUAGCCAACCCUGCAACCUGGCCAUCCACAAAUUUAGGAGGAAAACUGUUAAACUUUUUUCUCUCUCUCUCAAGGCAACAUACUUAUGGUUCUCCCGUUUUAUCUUACCAACCCCCAGUGAGGUAGGAACAGAGGAAUCUGCCUUAUACUGAAUCCACACCAUGGGCCCAUCAGGUCAGAACUGUCAACACUGGCAGGGACUCUUCGAGAUUUCCUGGCCCUACGAGGAUACACCAGGGAUUGAACCUGGGACCUUCAGUUUGCAAAGUGUAUGUGCUACCCUUGAGCAAUGACCUUUCCUCAGCCUAGGGUAGGGUAGGCUGAGAGAGAAAAGGAGGAGGACAGGGAGCCUGGCACUGUCACCCAGUGUGCUUUGCGUCUCUGAGUAAGAAUUUGAACCUGGGUCUUCCUCCUUCUAGUGCAUACCGCUCAACUGUCCCAAUUUAAAUGGGGCACUCCAAAAUUAACUCCAGCUUCUGAUUCUCCCCCCCCCAUUUGUUUAUUUGAUUUUACAUACUCAAAUUUACAAUCAUACCACAACACCUUCCAUAAGUACAAGAUUCCCACGAAUCUCUGGAAUUCCCUCCUCCCCAUCUGUGGGUCCCAUUGUCAAACCUUUUCUACUGCAUCUUUGAUAAUAAUCCAAAUUUUUUAAUAUCUCCAUUGUAUCCAUAGUUCUUGUUACAUUAUAAGUGUUUUUGCGAUCCCGCUAGCAAUUUUAACUGUUUACAGUGGUCUCCAAGGUAACUUGUAAAUUUCCCCUGUUCCUUAUUAAAAUUUUCGUCUUCCUGGUUUUUCCGGUCAUUUUUGCCAUUUCAGCAUAGUCCAACAAUUUGAUCUGCCAUUCUUCUCUGAUAGGGACUUGUCUUCUUUCCACCUCUGGGCUAGCAGCAUCCUAGUUUUAAAUUUUGAUAGGUUUGGGAUCUUAAGGCUGCUCUUAGUUUUGCCAACUCUAUGUAUUCACUUAGCUUACAAAUCCAUUCUUCUUUAGAGGGUAUAGCCUCACUUUCCCAUUUGCUGGCUAAAACUAUUCUAGCUACUGCUGUGGCAUAGAAAAAAAAAUCUUUUCUUAUUCUGCUGGAUAUCACUCCCUAUUAUGCCCAGUGGAUAUGCCUCUGGUUUCCCAGAAUGCUUUUAUUACCUUGCACUUCCACCACAUAUGAUAGAAGGUGCCUUCCUUUUCUUUACAUUUCCAACAGAUCUUUGUACACUCCAGCUUCUGAUUCUUUCCCAGGAUGUCCCAUUUUGGCUACUGCACUCUGACACAAGUCAGCUGGCUCCUGCCAGAGCUUGGGACCAAAAGAAGGGGUGGGCCUCUGUUAAUAAUAAUAAUAAUUAUAAAUUUUAUUUAUACCCCGCCCUCCCCAGCCAAGACCAGGCUAACACCAUAUAUAAAACAAUUGAUUGAAAGACAACUUAAAAAACAAGAUUAAAAUACAGCAUUAAAAUGCAGCCUCAUUUCAGCAGAAACUCUAAAACUUUUUGGGGGGUGAAAACAUCAAGUCUUCACCAAGGCUAACUAUCCAGACUGGUCCUCCGUGGGCCAGAAAAAGGCAGGGAAGUCCCCAAGUAGGAGUUCCGUCACAGAAGGAAAAAGGAAAAAAGAAAGAGGAGGAGGAGAUCAAGUUAAUUCCAAGCCAAAAGCCAAGCUGAACAACUCCAUCUUACAGGCCCUGCGGAAAGAAAUCAGAUCCUGUAGGGCCCUGGUCUCAUGAGACAGAGCGUUCCACCAGGCCGGAGCCACUGUUGAAAAGGCCCUGGCUCUGGUUGAGGCUAAUCUGACUUCCUCAGAGCCCGGGACCACUAGGGUGUUGCUAUUUAUGGAUCUUAAGGUCCUCCGUGGGGCAUACCGGGAGAGGCAGUCCCGUAGGUUGAGCUGUGCAGUGGGAAGGUGGGGUCACUGAGGGGAGUGGAUGUAACUUAGGAGGAAGCAGAGAGGUGUUGGCUGAGGGAGGGUCAUUUAAAGAGUGUUGAGCGGCCCAGCCAUGCUCCGAUUUUCAUAAGCAGGAUGUUGGAGAGUAUGCUAGUGAGACAGUGUAGCUGACCACUGAGGAACACUGUCCCUGGUGUAAGAGUUGUGCCAGGGAAGUGUCCAAAUCAGACCAGGUUAGCAGCUAGUUGUCCUAAGAGCUGCUUCUGCACCAUCCAUUUAAAGCACUGUGAUAUGUUAAACCAGUGAUGGCCAAACUUGGCCCUCCAGCUGUUUUGGGACUACAACUCCCAUCAUCCCUAGCUAAAAGGACCAGCGGUCAGGGAUGAUGGGAAUUGUAGUCCCAAAACAGCUGGAGGGCCAAGUUUGGCCGUCACUGCGUUAAACAGUCAUGGCUUCCCCCAAAGAAUUCUGGGAACUGUAGUUUGUUAAGCCCCUAUUCCUCUUCAAGAGCUACAAUUCCAGAGUUCCUGGGAACUUCUGCAUGCAGAGCAAAUGCUCUCCCACUGAGCUAUGGCUCUCCCCAAGCAGGGGAAAUGUGUUUGGGGCAAGAAGGAUCAGUAACUGCGGGGAAGUGUUGUCUUUGAAUCUGCUUUAUGGCAGGCUUUUUAAAUAUCUGAGAAUUUAUGUCCAACUCCCCGCUCACUUUUCACCUUCUUUUCUUUCCGAUACCUGAUCACUCCCAACUGUUUUCACCCCUCUUCUCCCCCCCCCACCUUUAAAUUAAUUUAUCAUUUUUACUGCUCUCCUCUUUGCUAAAUGUUAAGGUCAAAAAUCUCCCCAAGGUGCCAAGAAAUUGUAAUGCAUCCCCUGCCAGCUGAGGUGGGCGUAGCGAGAGCGGGUGUGUGUUGCAAAUGUUACAUGUUAAGUAAUGUUAAUGCGGUGCCAUUUUGCUGCUCUGCAAAUGUGUCGAGUCACAAGAUCUUUUUCAUUCAUUCAUUCAUUCUUUGAUGCAAUUAAGGAUUCUUAACACCUAUAGGCACUUCAGAGGGGAAAUAAAUUUGAGACAGAGGAGCCGUUUGUGCUUUCAGGUAUUGCAGUACGUGCACCCAUGCCGUUACAGUGCAAUUGUUCAAAUGUUGGGCAUGGACCCAGAAGAACUGGGUUCAAAUCCUCGCUCGGCCAUGAAGCUCAUGAAGUGUUCAGGGGCAAGUCACCAUCUCUUAGGUUAACCUACCUCCCUUUGUUAUUGGAAGAAUAACAUUGCAACCUUCCUAGAGUGUUUUUCUUCCAGCUUGAAUGAGCCCUUGAACUCUGAUAAUGCCUUUUGCUGGCCUGGGUGUAGCAAAGACAGGAGUGUCCUGAGCGCCUGUGUACAAAAUUUACAUGCAUUGCUCUGCCCACUUUUGCCUUUGUCGUCACCCACCACCGGCAUGCGGAACCUGGAAGGUCGCCCAGAAAGGAAUGCAGCCCUCUUUCUUACUUCACGCCUUGUACAGGUCAAGGAGACAUUCAACCAAACAUACAGAGGGAAAACUCUCACAGAACUACAUAACCAGUCAGGGUAUAUAUUACAUCUGUGAAGUUUAUUUCACUGCUGGUUUCUUACCCACACUUCCAUCUGCCUGCCUCCUACCUCGUUGACUUUAACACAAAAAGAAUUAACCCUUGAGCUGCACUUGUAAUAUCUUUGCUGUUGAACUUCUAACACCAAUUAUCUAGUGGAACGGUAGGCUUUCCCUCACUGGAUGUUUUCAGGCAGAGGCAGGAGACCCAUCUGCUGGGGAAUGCACUGGCUUUUCCUGCCUAGAGCAAAGAGUCCUGUUAAUUUAAGUGGCUCUUCAGUGCGACUAACUUUGUUUAUUUCUGAACCAUUGUUGUUGUUGUUGUUGUUUAGUCGUUUAGUCGUGUCCGACUCUUUGUGACCCCAUGGACAGUACGCCAGGCACUUCUGUCUUCCACUGCCUCCCGCAGUAUGGUCAAACUCAUGCUGGUAGCUUCAAGAACACUGUCCAACCAUCUUGUCCUCUGUCGCCCCCUUCUCCUUGUGCCCUCCAUCUUUCCCAACAUCAGGGUCUUUUCCAGGGAGUCUUCUCUUCUCAUGAGGUGGCCAAAGUAUUGGAGCCUCAGCUUCAUGAUCUGUCCUUCCAGUGAGCACUCAGGGAUGAUUUCCUACAGAAUGGAUAGGUUUGAUCUUCUUGCAGUCCAUGGGACUCUCAAGAGUCUCCUCCAGCACCAAUACCUGAACCAUAGUAAACAUAAAUACAUUACUCAUGUUGUUGGUGGGAAAGGACAGGGCUGAGUGAUAAACCAAAGGCCAAUUGAGACUGACCUUUUGGAGCACCACCAACUUUCAACCACCCUCCACUUGCCUGCCUUCUUGCAACCAGUCCAGAGGGUAGCACUGCUUAUAAGCUUCCUCCUCCUUAGUCUCCCUUUUGAUCUUAUAGAAUUCAGCAGGGGAAAGGAUGAGGGGGAAACUAGAAUUACAAUGGCAUUGGCUCUGGCGCCACCUACUGUUCAUCUCCCUACCUUCCACCCUGCCAGUACAAAUGGUCCCCACCCACCAGUGCCAAAGAUUAAUUCAUGCAUUUGUGCAUUACAGUAAGGCUUUCAGUUAACUCUAUGUUGGUUGUCCUGCUACGGAAGGGAUGCUAGCAUAUUGUCAAAUCUCCAAGUCCAUCCAAUGGGUCUAGCACUCUGGUUUGGGGAUUGGAACCCAAAUUUCCCAGAUCCACAAUGGCGCAGAAUUUUGAAGAACUUUCAGACAAGGAUAUUUCAGCCUCAUUUGCAUCCCGUAGCAUCUUGUUAGUCUAGAGUUGCAUUUUUUCUGGCAAAGUGGGUAAGAUAGUCACCCGGCGCCUUAAGUGGCGUUAAUCAUUUUUUAAAAUGUAUCUAUGAAGGAUGGUGUGAAUAUGAUAAAAUAAGACUUCUUGGGAAUUUGAUGAGUGCAAACAGAUGACGGGUGACAGUGAUAUUUCAGUACAAGCUGGGGAAGUGGAUUUCUUAAGGCUCUUUCUACCUCCCUUGACAUUUUAAUGAGACACAUGACAAAACCUAUCCCCCUGUGCUACUUGUUAUGGAGAGAAGUUUUUUUUCUAAAAAGUUGCAGUGCAAAUAUGUACAUUUGGGUUUGGGUUGGAGGUUAAGAGUGAAGGAGACUGCCCUGAACCGGUUCCUUUUUGACUCCAUCUCACCUCGGUUAUAAGAGCCCGAUUACAUUCAUGCUAGGCUGUUGGGAUGCCCCAUACAUGGGGCAGCCUUUAAAGACUGCUCUGAAACUUACACUGGUACCGACUGCAACUGCUUGGGUGCUUGUAGGGACCAGAUGGCAUACCAGGUACAUUUAGGGUUGCCAUAUUUCCGAAAGUUGUUGAGAUUUUUUAGGAAGACCCCAAACACGUUUUUUUGUUUGACUUGCCUAAGAUCCAGGACAAAGCACUACCUUUUGGAAAUUCCCUCCAGACAUCAAUUCCGCCUUUGAAAUCCCAGUAAUGUCUGGGAAAAUCUGGACUUAUGGCAAUCUCUGGACAUACAUUGGCCCCUGCUUGUUUCUGUGUCCAGUUUAAAUUUCAGGGAAAGGUUGCAACUCCAUGGUAGAGAAUCUGCCUUGCAAGCAGAAGGUCCCAGCUUCAAUCUCUAGCUUCUCCAGGUAGGACUGGGAAUGUCCCCUGUCUGAAAUCUGCAGAGCCACUGAGCUAGAUGGACCAAUUGUCUGAGUCAGUAUAAGGCAGCUUACUAUGUUCUGGUGCUGCUGGUAACCUUCAAUGCCCUAGACAGUUUGGGACCAGGUUAUUUGAAGGAUCAGCUACACCCAUAUGAACCUGCCCAGGCAUUACGAUCAAUCUCAGAAGCACUCUGCAUGGGUGUACCAAAAAGAUCCAUCAAAUUAUAGACAAUGCCUUUUCAGUGGUGGCCCCAUAUCGGUAGAAUUCCAUCCCUAUGUGGUCUCUCUAUUUUACUGGGUUUUAAGCGGCUCCCCACUGCUUUUCAUAGAAUCAUAGAGUUGGAAGGGACCACAAGGACCAUCUAGUCCAACCCCCUGCAAUGCAGAAAUCUUUCACCCAAACUGGGACUCAAACCCACAACCCUGAGAUUAAGAGUCUCAUGCUCUACCAACUGAGCUAUCCUCUGGGCUACACCUAAAUAAUAUGUGUAGUGCUGUGUAUUGUGUUAGCUGCUACUGUUUAAAAUCUUUAUAAUGUGUGGAGGGUUUUUUAAAAUGAGAAUAUGAUUAACAUUGUUUUUAUGUUCCAUUUGGGUGUGAGCCACCAUUGAUAGACUUUACAAUGACAGGUAAAUUCUGAAAUAAAAAUAUAGCUAUGUGUGAUGGUGAUCCUCUCAUACAGUCUCCGAUUGAUCCUGGCUACUAGCAUUUUCCUAAAGUGGAAUUACAUGGUUGCUGAAAAGCCAGAUUGGUUAAAAAUGAGAUCAAUAUUUUAAAAGAUGAUGAUUAUUAUUUUGAAAAGAAAACAGAAGGAAAGAGGGGAGAAAGCCAGAUUAAAAACAUUGCCAUCUGACAUUAACGGGAGUCUUGGUUGACCACAAACUUGACAUAAGCCAACAGUGUGACGCGGCAGCUAAAAAAGCCAAUGCAAUUCUGGGCUGCAUCAAUAGGAGUAUAGCAUCUAGAUCAAGGGAAGUAAUAGUGCUACUGUAUUCUGCUCUGGUCAGACCUCACCUGGAGUACUGUGUCCAGUUCUGGGCAUCACAGUUCAAGAAGGACACUGACAAACUGGAACGUGUCCAGAGGAGGGCAACCAAAAUGGUUAAAGGCCUGGAAACGAUGCCUUAUGAGGAACGGCUAAGGGAGCUGGGCAUGUUUAGCCUGGAGAAGAGGAGGUUAAGGGGUGAUAUGAUAGCCAUGUUCAAAUAUAUAAAAGGAUGUCACAUAGAGGAGGGAGAAAGGUUGUUUUCUGCUGCUCCAGAGAAGCGGAUACGGAGCAAUGGAUCCAAACUACAAGAAAGAAGAUUCCACCUAAACAUUAGGAAGAACUUCCUGACAGUAAGAGCUGUUCGACAGUGGAAUUUGCUGCCAAGGAGUGUGGUGGAGUCUCCUUCUUUGGAGGUCUUUCAGCAGAGGCUUGACAACCAUAUGUCAGGAGUGCUCUGAUGGUGUUUCCUGCUUGGCAGGGGGUUGGACUCGAUGGCCCUUGUGGUCUCUUCCAACUCUAUGAUUCUAUGAUUCUAUGAAUAUUCCAUCAAUCCUAACUUAAAAGCCUAGAUUAAUAUAGGAAGUCAAUAUGUCCAAACAUGUCUAAAUUAGAUUGGCAAUUAUAAGCCUUGUAUUCAAAUGUAGAAAGGGCAGUGAGAUCUUCGGAUGACUGAGUAGUGAAUGGGAGGUUAUUUGUCGUUCCAGCUUUGCAGUAUAUGUAUCUUUGCCACCAUAAGGGCAAACAGAAUCUACUUUUGUUGUCCAUCUCUUAGUCCUCACAUUGCAGGGCUAUGAUUUAGGAGUAUGUGAACAUCCACAAAUAUCAAUGAUUCUUCCAGAGCAAAGUUAAUAUGAACAAUAAUUGUUGGCCUUUAGUUGAAUUUAAGAAAACCUUCAAAACUUGAGUCUGGGGUCUGUUUCUGAUAUACACUUCCAAACAUAUGCAUGUCACUUCCGCCCAUAGAGCUGCCUAUUCUUAUAAGCAUUUUAAACAUGUUUCAAAUACUUUUUGUGAGCUCAAAGUGAGUCUGUAACAAACAGGCUUCACAACUUGGUGUGAAGAUUCUGCCACUUUGCUCCACACAUGCCAAGCCCUGGGACUUCUAGUUCCCAUUCCUAAACUUCAGUUUGGGAUGGACUGGGCAUCUAAUUCCAUCCUAUUUUCUUCUUAUUGGAGCUUAAUUUGUUGGGUCUUAUUUGUUCCAGUGCAUUGGAUCUGUUCAUUGUAUCUAUUUUGUGUGCACUAUUUACAUAAGAUAUCCAUGUUUAACAUAAAAUAUACACACUUUUCUAAAAAAAGGAUGCUUCCAUGUACAUUAACGCAAAAUAUGUAUUUUUAAGCAUGACUUUGACGCAUGAAAAAUGCAUUGCAAAAUCUGGAGGAAUGUGUGAUCUGACUGGAAGUUGCCUUCUGAUCCACUAGUAGUUUUGAGAAUGUCAAAUUCAGUCGGUCCACAGCAAAGAGUGGUUCAAACUAUUUCCUCCCUGAUCCCUAUUCUAGCCAGUUUCUGUUGAACUCAACAAAAUGAACUGUGUCUAAGGAUGGGCAAAUCUGUCUAUUUCAAUUCCUCUCUACUUCUCAUUUUUUGAAGUCUUAAAUUCAGCUCUCUGCAUUUCUGCAGCAAUCUUUUUUUAAAAUUAAAAAAAAGAAACACCUUUUGAACAUACAUCAGUGCAAAUUUCACCUAAUGGUCACAUUUUUGUAUGCAGUAUUUCCUAAUGCACACACCUUCCCCCAACAUAAUGCAUUUUUGUUUCUUGUUUUCUGAAUUAUAUGCCUUUUGUUGAUGUUGGAGAACUGUGUCGCAAAAUUCAGAAGUGUGCGAAUUUCAAAGGCUAGCUGUGCUUCGCUUUGCAUAUUGGUUUGAGAAGUGCAACUUAAGUCACUUCUCAUUAAUAUGCAAACAAAAAAUAGAUUUUCCCUCCCACCCAUAAGCUGUAGCACAGGGACCCAUAUAAAACCCUUCCUUGCCGUCAGACACACUUAUUCUCUUCUCGAGUCCUUGCAGCCGCUGGGAUGUGUAAAAUGAAAAGCUGCUUGAUUAUGAAUGAUGGCUCUAAAAGUUUAUAAGCUACUAAAGGGGGAAGUAUAUAGUUCCUAGGUGCUCAGUCAGCUGACAGUGUUAAAUGAUAUGUUUUAAACCUAGCUCUGGGAGUUCGGCUCCGUCUGUUGCAUCUUUGAGGAGUAAGACAAGGGGAGUGGAGGAGGAGGUGCUGCUGUUCUGCUCCCUGACAAAUGAAGGCAGUUUUUGUCUGAGGAACUGAGCCAGAGCAAACUCUGCUGGCGCCCGGCUGGCAACUGACAGCUUAUUCUUGUUGAUCCAGUGGAGGAAAUUGCUUAACAAAGUUGUGUUUGCAGUUGUCCAAGAGAAGGGCAGAAACAUCUCACCCCAUAGGCCCAGCUGCUCUUACACCUUAACUCCCAGUUUGGCCUUUCAAAAAUAUUGGUUGCACUGUUAUAGAAUUGUGGAGUUGUUUGACUGAUAUAUUUGUGUUCCCUCCAAGCCUGUGAUUUUAUUUCUGUAAGAUGUGAGUCUGUAGUAUAAGGAACUGCCUGGUGGUCAAACUAGUCUUUUUGCUAAGUUUAUAACCCUAGUCCAGCCUCUUAAGCAUCCUUUGUACAUGUCUAAAGAGUUGGUAAGAUACUGGGUGUGUUGCCAUAGAAACAACCAGGUAGUGAUGCUUCCAGAAGGACAAGGCAAGCUUGCCCCCUUCCCCUUCACUGAAUGGAAGACACAUCAUGGGGAUUAUCUAGGUUCAUUUGCAGUUGGGAAGAAACAGAGGUUUGAUUUGUGCAGAAACCAAAGCUAUGACUUUGGGAACUCACCCAGAAAUCAAACGAGGCACCAAGAUCUGUUGGAGAGUUUAUGAUGUGAGCUCUCCUGUCUUAUACUUGUGGGCAUGGAGUUGAGGGUAAAACACAUAUCCAUAGACAAGUGUGCGUUAUAACUCCAGCAAAAGAUCCUAAACCUCUCAGCAGUGUGUGUAUCAACAAACAUGAGUGCUGGUUGCACACAUGGGAAUCCAUGUACACACUUGUAACAUGAUGCUCAGCCUGUAUACACAUGUCAAUGAAAUCAUAUAUCACAAAAAAAACCUCCCAGUUUGGCCUUCAUCACGAACUGGUGUGCAAAACUGGUUUGCACGUAUUUUCCAACAAGAGGGGACCCUCCAAAGUCUCUCCCGGCUCUGAAGUCCCUCCACACCUCGCAUGACAAGUGGGGUUGUAUGUACAUAAACAUUGUACACGUUAUGAAAGAGGAAGCCAAAUGGAAGCGCCUCCAAACCUACAAUGAUGCACUGUGUCUACCACAAGUCGUGGAGUGGAAACUCGGUCAUCAUUCCUACCUUUACUGUGCUUGCCACUGCAAAUGUUCCUGUAUAUUGAAGAUGUAAUUUGAUUCUCCAACAUGGUGCCCGUGAGCACCAUGCUGCCCUUGGGACAUGUUCCUUGGCACCUGCUAAUACCUCCCAUGCAUGCUUAGGGGUGCCAGAGAGAAGAUCUUUUCAAAAUAAUUUUUAUUUGAUUUUACAAGUACAAGGUUAUAAAAAUCCAAAUAUAUGUCCAUAUACAGAGAUUCCUCCGAAUCUCACAACUUCCCCCCAUGGGGUCCCAUUUUAAACAUUUACAACUGCAUAUUCUUCCAUACUCUAACUUUUAAAUCACUCCAUAUAAUCCAUGGUAUUUGUUACGCUACAAGUGAAAUGAAAAUCCUGCCAAUGUUUCCGUCUGCUUACAGUGGUCUCUUAGAUAACUUAUAAAUGUUUCCCAUUAUUUUGUAAAGUUUUUAUCUCCUUGGUUCCUGGGUUUUCCUGUCAGCUUUGCCAUUUUGGCACAGUCCAUCAGCUUGAUUUGCCAUUCCUCUCUGGUAGGGACCAUCUCUGGGCAAGAGGAUCUUGUUGUGUGCUCUUUGGUACAUACAUAAAAGCACUUCACAGGAAGCAAAUAGCUAUUCUUAUCAGUGUAUUUUUACUGCCAGAAGAGAGGUGCUUGUGGGAUUUUCUGGACUUGGGUAUUGCAUAUGCAGACCUGGGGGACACCAUUUGCCGCUCCAACUCUGGUAACAAAAUAUCAUAGGUCAGCCACUAGGGCUGGGGUUGAACUGCUUGCUCUGCCCCAUUUAGGUCUUGCUGCCUUCACCUGCCUCCAUCCUAUUCCUGUCCCAUUUCAUGCUGUUCCUUUGUGUCCCACUGUGCAAAUUUUGUGUGCACCAUUUAUGUAUAUGCACUUUUAACACACUUUCCAACACACUCUCCAAUACAAUAUGAUUUUUUAAUGGAUUUUUUUUUUGUGUGUGUGUAACAUAUGUAAAUCUGUGCACACAUCUGGGGCACCAAAAAUGAAGAAGAAGAGUUUGGAUUUGAUAUCCCGCUUUAUCACUACCCUAAGGAGUCUCAAAAUGGCUAACAAUCUCCUUUUCCUUCCUCCCCCACAACAAACACUCUGUGAGGUGAGUGAGGCUGAGAGACUUCAGAGAAGUGUGAAGGUCACCCAGCAGCUGCAUGUGGAGGAGCGGAGACGCGAACCCAGUUCCCCAGAUUACGAGUCUACCGCUCUUAACCACUACACCACAAUUGCUGUAUCCGAUGAGGUCAUAGAGUUGGAAGGGACCUUAAAGGGCAUCUGGCCCAACCCCCAACCCCCCAGAAUGCAUAAUCUUACUGGGAGUUACAUUCUGUUAUGCAAGAAAGUUGGGAAGCAGUGGGUCGGGAUAAUCUACUGUAAGAAGCAGACCACACAAUUCCAGCCUCAUCACUAUUUAACUUCCUUCCGCAGGGCCUGUAAGACAGAACUAUUCUGCCUGGCUUUCAAUUUGAACUUAGCCUGAUCUUUUAUUCCCCUUCCUUCCCUCCCCCUCCCCCUUUUUAUGAAGAUUACCCGCUCUGGGAUCCCACAGCUAAUUUUCCCCUGGUCUCCUCGCUGGUCCAAAUAGGACUAAUCUAGCCAGCUAGCCCUGGUGAUCAUCUAAUGUUUAUUGGAUGGAUUUUCCCCCUAAAUUGAUUUUUGAAUUCUGAAUUUAUUGUUAUUCACGUUUUAUACUGUAUUUUAUGCUGUUUUUUGUUGCAUCAAUUAAGUGUUUUAAAUUUGUUGUUAGCCGCCCUGAGCCCGGUUUUCUGAACCGGGAAGGGCGAGGUAUAAAUAAAAAAUUAUUAUUAUUAUUAUUAUUUAUUAUUAUUUGUCAUGAAACAUGCACAUCAUUUGGCAAUCUCAUGCUUUGUGUCAAGGGACCCUUCUGAGGUUGGAGGGUACCAUUCUAUUCUGCCUUGGUCAGACCACACCUGGACUAAUGUGUCCAAUUCUGGGCACUAUAAUUUAAGAAGGAUGUUGACAAGCUGGAAUGUGUGCAGAAGAGGACAACCAACAUCAAGGGCCUGGAAAAUGGACCUUAUGAGGAGUGCUUGAAGGAGCUGGAUAUGUUCAGCCUAGAAAAGAGGAGACUGAGAGGAGAUAUGAUAGCCAUCUUCAAAUAUCUUGACACUCUACACUCUAUUUUUCUGAUGGGCUUCUUGGAGCUCAUCUAAAUACAGUUUUUUCUUCUUUCUCCCCAAUAGGUGACUGGUUUCCAAAUGUUCUAAAUGAGGGUAGACUAGAGCGGUUUUUCUUCUUUUUGGCCUCACUAAUGAUGAUUAACACUUUAGGCUUCUGGACCAUCUCACACAGGUAAGUCCUUGCAUAUUCAGCACAUGAAAUCUUGACGCAUGGUCGGACCAGCCUGGACGGAAUGAAUAUUCACAUGUGACGCUGCAUUUUCAGACAGGGGCUUGAUAUCUCUCUUGGAGGGCCUUCCCCAAGUGAGAAGCCACUAGAAAGAGAGAGGGCCCUUUCAGUGGUGGCCCUUCCUGAUGUAAUGCCCUCUGCAGAAUUACCAGCAAAAGAAGAAUGGCAAAUGAAAUUAAUGGACUAUGCAGAGUUAGAUAAAUUAACAGGAAGGAUUCGAAACCUGCGGGAUCAGAGAUUCUUAGAGGACUGGAGCAAUAUUUGAAUUAUUUGAAAAGCAAUUGUGAUAAACAGAUUAAGCAAGUAGGACUGCAAGAAGUUCUGUAAGGAGGACUUUGUGAAAUAUUGCAAGGAAGACUUUCAAAGGAAUUAUUAGUUAAGGACAAUUAAAAGUAAUAGAGAAAUUAAGAAAUGCAGAACAAGUGAUAAAGAAUGGAAAAUCUUCAGAGGUUCUUGACAGAAGUCUAAAAUAUUGUGUAAGAUAAGAAGUUAAGUUAAAUGAUUGUUGGAACUGUGUGUGUGUGUGUGUGUGUGUGUGUGUGUGUGUGGAAUGCCCUCUGCAGAGAUGCUGGCCUGGGGCAUACAAUCCCGUCUUUUAGAUGCUUUUAGGUAAUUACAGUUACAAUCUAUUGAGUGCUUCAUGCACCAAACAUUGCCUUUGCUGCGAAGGAUGCUGGUUUUAGCUGCUGUGUUCUAGGUUGAUUUGGGGGUUUUCACAUGUGCUACAGUGAACAGGGAUGGGAAACAGAGCCAAAUAGUCCUGAAUACACAGCUGUAUCAGAUGGGCUUAAACAUUCCUUUCAAAAUAGGCUUAACACAAACAGAAAUAGGGACUUUCUUCGCAUACAGGUCCCCGAUAUCCCCAUCUUAGGUAACAGGUGAGCAGCUGUCAGUCACAAUCCUAAAAUGGUUAGACCUUUGGCUUGACUCUGCAUGAGGCAGUUCAACAUAUUGAAGGCCCUUCUUCGUGUGCCUCUUCCAUAAGAGGUCCAGAGGAUGGCAAAAUGAGAACGGGCCUUUUCUGCAGUGGCUCCUUUUUUGUGAAGUUUCUCUUCAACCAGGCCUUGGGCUGGUUGACAUCCAAUGCCCUUUUAAAUGUGUUGUGGGAGGGAGGAAUGUUGCUUUGUUCUUGUUUUUAUUGUGUGUUUGGUGUUUUUAUCUUGUCUUUUUAUGCUGUGAACUACUCUGAGAUCUUUGGAUGGAGGGUGGUAUACAAAUUUAAUACAGUGGUACCUCGGGUUAAGAACUUAAUUCAUUCUGGAGGUCCGUUCUUAACCUGAAACUGUUCUUAACCUGAGGUACCACCUUAGCUAAUGGGGCCUCCUGCUGCCGCUGUGCCGCCAGAGCAUGAUUUCUGUUCUCAUCCUGAAGCAAAGUUCUUAACCCAAGGUACUAUUUCUGGGUUAGCGGAGUCUGUAACCUGAAGUGUCUGUAACCUGAAGCGUAUGUAACCUGAGGUACCACUGUAAUAGUAAUCGUAAUCAUCAUCAUCAUCAUCACUCUUUCCCUUUUGGACUCUUGAAGGCAUUAAACACGGCUGGUAUAUCCAAACAGUAUUACAUUGCACUUCAAAUGUCUUUAUACAAUAGAAGCAGCCCAGAGUGGCUGAGACAACCCAGUCAGAUGGGCGGGGUACAAAUAAUAAAUCAUCAUCAUCAAAGGAGAUUUAAUUUAUUUUUGCUUUGCAGGUACACUAAUCUACAGCAGGACUACGACAAAGGAUACAGAGGGAGUCUUCUUCAAGAGCAACUUUUACAGCAUGAGAAAUCGCUUAUAUUUUAUGACAGCAUCCUGGAUUGCCCCUCUCCUUUGUCUCCCGUGGAGACUCUCCUGUGA
Messenger RNA from Podarcis lilfordi (Lilford's wall lizard), 46829 nucleotides. NCBI's taxonomy places the organism in Eukaryota, Metazoa, Chordata, Lepidosauria, Squamata, Lacertidae. The record is from the annotation of a GenBank genome assembly.